This is a messenger RNA of Podarcis lilfordi (Lilford's wall lizard), 51059 nucleotides long. The record is from the annotation of a GenBank genome assembly. Lineage: Eukaryota; Metazoa; Chordata; Lepidosauria; Squamata; Lacertidae.
CUGGGUGAGCUGGAGCUGCAUGUGGCUGCCGCCAGUGCUGGGCUCGAUGGCAGCCUACGCCUGACUCUGCAAGGUCUGGGCCUUCGGAUGUUGCUGAGGGGUGCAGGCAGUAUCGGCCCAGCUUUGCAAGGUGCGGGGUAAAAUCCACCCCAGAACCUAGCCAUGGGUGUAGCCAGGAUUGGGGUGGGGAGAUCUUUUUGCACCAGAACCUCAGAUUUGUACUGAUUUUUACUUAUUGGGGGGGGGGGCACAGGAAGGAAACAAGAUUGGAAGGGGGCCACAGUCGUAAAAAGGUUGGGAAACACUGGACUAGAUGACUCUCGUGAUCCCUUCCAACUCUGUGAUUCUGUGAAGUAUCUCAAAGUGAUGUACAAUAAAAAAGCAGAAAACUGUUUGAAAAACCAAAAUGAUAUAUUCAAAAACAAGACAGUACGAAAUAGACACCCAUGGCAGAGACCCAUUCACGCAGCUUGGAAAAGUCCAUCAGAACAAAAAAUGUUUCCACUUGCUUCCAGAAUGUGUGGAUAGUUGGCGCAUGUCCCCUCUGGACAGGAAUGUUUUCCCACAGAACGGAGGCCGUCACACUCAAAGCCCUGCUGAGUUACUGUAGAAUAGGCUUCUGAUAUCUUUGGAGCUUGCAGGAGGACCUCUUCCGCAGACCACAAUUAGUUUCCUACUGGGUAUGUAAGGCAGAAGAGAGCCUUCUCAGUGGCUGCUCCCAGACUUUAGAACUCCCACCCCAGAGAAGUUAGACUGGCUACUUCCUUGCUGUCCUUCUGCCGGCAGGUGAAGACUUUAUACUUUUUGGGAAUUGACUGCUUUUAAUUAAAGGGCUGGUGCUCUACUGUUUUUAUUGUAAUUACUGGUAUGUUUAAAACAGAUUUAAUAUAUCUCUAUAGUUUUAAUUCCGCCAAUGUGUAAUUGUAUUUUAAUGAUUGAUUUUUAAAAUGUUGUUAGCAGUUCUUGUUUUUAGCUGUAAGAUGCCUUGAGUCCCGUCAGGGGGAAAAGUGAGAUAUAAGUAGGUAAGAAAGUAAAUAAUAAGACAGUCUCUCAAGUAACUUGGUCCCGAGCUGUAUAGAGAGCCGUAUCUGUUAUUACCAACACCUUGAACUUGGCAGGAUUGCAGAUUGGCCCCAAUGCAAAUCUCGCAAGUAAGGCACCAGCUGCAGCCUUAGGACCCACCUCAAGGGUAGCCCUAUGCCAGCUUAUUUCGCUUGUGAAAAACUAUUCCCUUAAAAACGUGUUUCCCUAUAUAAAGUAAGGAAGUUUUAAAAUUUGUGUCAUUUUAAAAUACUCCUUGUUCACCACCAGGUGGAGGUACCCACUUGCCGGUUGUAGCUGCACGGUAUAUGUGUGCUAAACUAGCCAACCCUGAAAUCAUUUUCAGCCUGCUUGUUGUUGUUGUUGUUUAGUCGUUUAGUCGUGUCCGACUCUUCGUGACCCCAUGGACCAGAGCACGCCAGGCACUCCUGUUUUCCACUGCCUCCCGCAGUUUGGUCAAACUCAUGCUGGUAGCUUCGAGAACACUGUCCAACCAUCUCGUCCUCUGUCGUCCCCUUCUCCUUGUGCCCUCCAUCUUUCCCAACAUCAGGGUCUUUUCCAGGGAGUCUUCUCUUCUCAUGAGGUGGCCAAAGUAUUGGAGCCUCAGCUUCAGGAUCUGUCCUUCCAGUGAGCACUCAGGGCUGAUUUCCUUAAGAAUGGAUACGUUUGAUCUUCUUGCAGUCCAUGGGACUCUCAAGAGUCUCCUCCAGCACCAUAAUUCAAAAGCAUCAAUUCUUUGGCGAUCAGCCUUCUUUAUGGUCCAGCUCUCACUUCCAUACAUCACUACUGGGAAAACCAUGGCUUUAACUAUACGGACCUUUGUUGGUAAGGUGAUGUCUCUGCUUUUUAAGAUGCUGUCUAGGUUUGCCAUCGCCUUUCUCCCAAGGAGCAGGCGUCUUUUAAUUUCAUGACUGCUGUCACCAUCUGCAGUGAUCAUGGAGCCCAAGAAAGUAAAAUCUGUCACUGCUUCCAUUUUUCCCCCUUCUAUUUGCCAGGAGGUGAUGGGACCAGUGGCAAUGAUCUUCAGCCUGCUAGCUAUAACUAAUUCAAACCAGGUUGACCCAGCAAACCAAGACGAAUGGAACCAUAUCCAGAUUAAUAAUGUUAUUUACUCCUCGCAUCCUUGUAGAAUACUACUUCCCUUCAAAGGCCUUUAAACCCCCCCCCCCCCAAAAAAAAGCCAAGGAAUGAUUGUUGUGGGGGUCAACUUGGAAACCCCAGUUGGACAACCCACGACCCUCAACUGCUUUAGUGGCGCCUCCUGACAAGCCCGCGAAGUCCCCAACCCAUUUGACCUGCUGCCCCUCUUAUCCUCCCUCCGAGAGGGAGAGCGCGAGAGGCGUGUAUGGAGCUCUACGGAGACAAAGCGAGAAAUGUAAGACUACCGGUAAAUCUAAGUGAAUCAAUAAGAAAGGAUGGUAUGUAAAUUAGACGGGCAGGUUGAGAUGAAAGGAGGGGUUGGGAUGGAUGCGGCUCUGUAGGAGAGAGGGGCAACCCGGGCAGCGGUUGAGAGACCCGCCGUGUCCCCUGGUUUCCACUUAUUCCGCCCCGCGUGGGGAAGAAGGCGGGAGGCCUGCGGCAGCAGCUCCGCCCCGAGGGUUGUCCUCUGCUGCGCCGGGUGAGAGGAUCCGCGGGAUGUGUCGCUAAGCCGGACACACGCACGCUCUUCUCCGCCCAGAGGUCCGGGAGCGCCGCUCGGGCUCGGCUAAAUCUCCCACCAAGCGCCUCCUGCUCGCCGCUGCUCUUGGCUCCAGCCUCCCUCGCUUUGCGUGCCGUUCCCUGCGCCGCGCCCCAGGUAAGAAGAGCGCGGAGGAGAGGACGGGACCCAUCGGUCCCCCGCGCAACUUUCCCCCGUCGCCCGGCAGCCGCCUGCUUCGCAUCUCUCCCCUUCCCCGCCGCAAAGAGCGAGCCUCGGAAGCCCCGGGAUCCUCCGCGCAAAGCGCAACCAGGGUUUAUGUGCGCGCAAAUCUCCUAGCGCUCGUGGGAACGGAGGGACGACAUUAGAGCCGCAGAUUAGCCUUUUUAGUGCUAAGGCUCAACUCUGGAAAUUGGACGGCAUGCCUCUGAGUAUAUGCAGAGGGCUUUUUCUGCAACGUCUAUCUCUGUCUGAGAUUUAGGGGCAGAUCUUUCCGGUUAAAAUGUUUGAUUUCCAGACAGACCUGCCUCCCGGGUUUAUUGAGCGUAUCUUAUUAAUUUAAUUAAUAACAAACAAACAAACAGGGAGAAGUGGAGAGGGUUCCUCAGUCUUUCUCCUUGCCUUAGUAGCCCAGCUCAGUAUAAAACCUAUUGGAGGAGACUGAUCAGGAAAUGAUUUUUUACAGAAUCAGUCUAGUUUUGAUUUCUUUCUGCAUCAUUUUUCUUUGUUUUGGAUAAAAUGGAGCAAAUUUUAAAAUAGCCCUGUCAACAAUUGUGUACAUGUGUGUGCACAUAAACACACACACACACAGUUUCUUUGUCAAGGAUGGUGCUAAGCCCUUAGCAGCUGAGUGAUGGUUGGCAGCCACUUGCAGUAUGCUUUCUUAUCUUUUGCAUCAUCUCAUUCACUGGAAAUGUGUACCAGUUUUCUAGAAAAAUAGUCGAGUGUAAUAGGUUAUGCUUCAAAUAUAGCCAAUGCAUUUAGCCCUGCUGGUCAUAUAGAUUUUUGCCAUUUCUUGGUUUAUUAGAAUUAAUAAGUGAAUUGCUAUACCUGGCUUCAUUAACACACACACUCACUCUAAAUUAUUUGAAAUCCCAGAGUUUUGCAUUAAAUGAUGCUCUUCUAAUUGUUUGGGGCCUUACUUGUUUUACAGAAUCUCUUCUUACAGAUUAUUUAUGGCGUAUUUGACUGCAGUUCAGACUUUAACUUCAUUUAUAAUAGAAAAAUACUAUGGGUCUUGCCUGAUGCAUGUAUGCUGUUAGCAGUGUAUGAAUGGAAACAGUAAGAAAUAUUGUGAGUAUGUAAGCAAUAUUGAUGCAAAACUAAUCUCAGGAGUAAAAUGUGAGCUAUCUUUCCAGGAUAGUAGGAUUGCCACAUUAAAUUUUAAAAAACAGUGGACAGCUACAGCUUAGAGCAGGGAAGAUUUUUGUGGAGCUUGUGUUCUGAUAAAGGGCAUAGCUUUACAGUUUGAACUAAACUGAGUGGAGGAGGGUGAGUGAUCAAAAUCUAGUGAAUGUAUUUGAAAAUAUAUUCCAUUUGAGUGUGUGUGCAUGUGUGUGUAUGGAUAUAUAUUACGCUAAAGUUACCAGGGCUGUGAAGUUAAAUCAAUAAAAUAAUGGAGAUUCAUGUGCGGGAAUCUGUUAAUAUUACACCAAAACAUCCAGGCUUUGCAGAACACAGAAACAAAACCUGUAGCUAGAAAAUCCAGAGAAUGUAUUAAGAAUAUAUUGUGGUUAUCAUGACAUUAAACAAAUGAAAGUUUCAAAAAAAGAUUAUGCUGAAGAAUAGCCUAUCUAUGUGUCUGUAACUUUGGUGGAAUUUUUGGGGAAGGUUUCGGAUGUUAAGGGAGGCAAGCACCCGACUGUGGAAUCAGGGUAUAGAGCAAUGUGGAAUGAGGAAAUAAGUUUGAAGGGAGUGGGCAUUGAUCUCAGCUGAUAAGUGGCAACUGGGAUCCAGAGAAGCUUGGUCACCCAGUGAUAGUACUUGUGGACAAAAAGUCCCUAGUAGGAAUUCUGCCACAAAUUUUGUAAAAUAGUUAACUGAAUUGCAAAGGCAAAGAUGGUGGAUUAUAUGGUGCCGACAUAGGAAAAAUGGAGGAACAUUAGUGAAAUGCUGCUUGAGUUGAAGGAAGGACGAUCUGCAGGGAGGAUUUUUGCUGUUGCUUCUCUUGCCCCCCCCCCCCGCCUAGUUUUGCAUUAAUUGUCUCAUAGUAAAAAGGCAAAAUUAUAGGUAAUAGUGAAGUUAUAGUGUAUUUUUAUUUGUUAUCAGGCCUUCUAUAUGCUAAUUUUGUUUUUAACUAAUGCUAUUCUACAUAGAUGAUUUCAAUGCAACCCAACGUGUCACUAUCACACCAGCUGCAAUGUCUCAAUAUUAAAAAUUAUCAAUGUGCAGGUAUCUACCCACCACCUCUAAAAUUAUUAAACCAUAUUAAACCAAUAUUGAAACUUGAAAUACUUUGUAUUAUAAUAUGGGGGGAGGGUGGAGAGGAGGAUUUAAAGAUCUGUCUCAUCUUGCACACGAGAAAGACACCAAAGCACAUGAUAGGAGCAUAAGAAAAGAAGCUACAAUCUGUCUUGGAGAUCUUGUUUAGUAAAUUCCCUUAGGCUGGUGGGUACAAGAUACAGGGCCUUCUCUGUGUUGGCCCAUGACCUAUGGCAUUCAGUCAACCAAUGAAAAGUUAGGCAGGCAUAUUGAAGACAUGUCUGCAUUUGGUUUUUAUAUAGGGAAGCUGGACAGUAGAGGCUAUUGUCCCUAGUUGAUUUUAUUGCUUAAAUGUAAUGACUUUUUGUUUUGUUGUUGUUUUAACUGUUUUGAUGAAUUUAUGGAUUAUACACUGCUUUGUGUAUUGAUUGUCCUAGCAAGAGGAAUAGAAGUCUUUUAAAUGAUGAUCAUGAGAGCGCUGCUAGAUCAGACCAAAGGCUCAUCUAGUCUAACAUCCAGUUCUCACAGUGGUCAACCUGAUGCCUAUAAGAAACCCACAGGCAGGACAUGAGCACAACAGCAUUCUCCCAGUCAUGUUCUCCAGCAACUUGUAUUCAGAGGCAUAAAGGUCUUCUCCUUUAGAGAAGGAACUCUCAGAUAUGAAACCCUCUAUUUGCAGUUUGAAUCAGUACACACCAGGAAGGGUUCAUUCUACACAAGUGCUAUUUCUGCACAUUUAAAGCUGCUUAUGGUCAGAAUGCGGCUCUGUCAGUUCCAGUGGUCCCUGGGCAGGGACAAUAAACUCAAAAGACUGUGGAGGUUUCAAAUUUCUCCCACCACAAAUGUCUAUAGGUCAGGAAAAUUAUACUUCAGAAUCUUUAUUUAGAAAAAUUGACCAGAUAGAAAGAAUCUCCUUUUGCUAGACGGGAAAAUACUUGUGCUUCUAGAUUGACCUUGGUGCAAUCACUAGUCUCCCAAAAAGCUGUUGGAUGAGAGAGAUUUAUAAUAAGGAUUUAAACUAGAUUACUGUAAAUGACAGGUAAUCCAAUUUUAUAAUCAACUCUGUCUGGUGGUUGUAACAAAGCUGGAAGCUCUCUGCUUUAAAAUACUUUUGGAUCUGUUAUACAUUACCCUCCAAAAUGAUAUAUAUCAAGAAUUUGUUAUUGACAAAUCCUUUUAUUGAUGAUUAGUUGCCUCUAAACCAGGAGUAGGAAACCUGUGGCUGUUCAGAUUUGAUUUUAUUUAUUUUUACAUUUAUAUCACACCUUUCCUCCAAGAAGCAAAAGUUGGUGUACAUGGUUCUCUGUCUCUCUACAUUAUCCUUACAACAACCCUGUAAGGUAGAAAUGCUGAGAGUGAGUGACUGGCCCAAAGUCACCCAGUGAGCUUCAUGGCUGAGUGGGAAUUUGAACCCUGGUCUCCUAGGUCUUACUCCAACCCCCUUAGCUGCUACACCACACUCCCAACUCCCACCCACCCCAGUCAUUCCGGUCAUGGGUCAGAGAUCAUGGGAGCUGGAGUCCAGGAACAUCUGGAAAGCCACAAGCUCCCCAUCCUUACUCAGCUGUAGAAGAAAACUAUGUGGGGUACACAUUGGGAUCACAAUCUGGGGAAGAGCUUCCCUAUACUUAAAUGUAAAUGAGCCUUUUUCCUUGCGGAAGGGCAUGCUGGGAGCUAAUAUUUCUUGCAGAAUUCUUAGCAUCUGCCUUCUUCCAACGCAUUCCAAAAUUUCAGACUCCUAAGAUCAUAUAGCAGAAUCAUAGUCAAAAGAUGGGAGUCAGCCAGCCUCAGGAAUUAUGCGCUGACACCUGUAAACAGAGCAAAUUCGUAUGUCCAUUUUGAGGUCAUCCUCCUCAGUUCAUGUCAACUAUUUUUCUCUGUAGAUGAAAUGCAGACGUGGCAGUCCAGUUGGGAGCUGUGUGAAAGAAUCUGCACCGCUGAUCACACACAUAUACCAGUGAUUUGUGCUUGUGGCAACAUAUACAUUUGAAGUCGCUGUCUUAAUCAUCGCCUUUGAACUAGUGAGCACUGCGUCAAUAAGUAAAUGUAACCAAAGCCAAAAUGAGAUUUAUGAGUUUCUUUCAUCCUGGAAUGCAAAGACAUACUGUUUAGGGUUUUUUGUUGCGGGGUGUCGUACUUGCAGUUGUUAUUGCUGCUUUAUUGUAUUUUUAUUUUAGUUCUUGUGAUUUAUGUGAAAAUUGUUCAGUUUGGUUGUGGUUUUUAAAAAUGUUUUAUUUAUUGGGACGCAGGUGGCGCUGUGGGUUAAACCACAGAGCCUAGGACUUGCCGAUCAGAAGGUCGGUAGUUCGAAUCCCCGCAGCAGGGUGAGCUCCCGUUGCUCGGUCCCUGCUCCUGCCAACCUAGCAGUUCGAAAGCACGUCAAAGUGCAAAUAGAUAAAUAGGUACCGCUCCGGCGGGAAGGUAAACGACAUUUCCGUGCGCUGCUCUGGUUCGCCAGAAGCGGCUUAGUCAUGCUGGCCACAUGACCCGGAAGCUGUAUGCCGGCUCCCUCGGCCAAUAAAGCGAGAUGAGCGCCGCAACCCCAGAGUUGGCCACAACUGGACCUAAUGGUCAGGGGUCCCUUUACCUUUUUACUUUUGUUAUGUUGUACUUACAUAUUUUUUAUGUUGUAAGUUGCCUUGAGCAUGGUUUGAAUUGUGGAAAGGCAGCAUGCAAAUUAAAUUAUAUAUGUAUGUAUGUUAUGUAUUCUCAGCUCUGCUUUGGACCUGACCUCUCUGCUGCUCUUCUUCCUUCUGUGUGAUUAAGCUGAUAGUGAGCACAACAGCACAUUAUUUGUUUGCUGCAAGAGAAAAUGUGUUGAUACGCCAGAGACUGAACCCUUGGUAUAAUUUGUUUAUAUCAGCUGCCCUCUUGUACAGAAAUACAGAAUGUCAAAUGCAUAAUGCAUCUUAUGACUCACAGUUGUACCACAAAACAGUCUGGGCAGUGAUUUUAUUUCUCUGACCAGUUUCUAUUUUUAUUUUUAUAUAAAGCUAGGAUAUGUGUUUCAUAUUAGACAGACCCACUAGCCUGUAAUUGGGGGGAGGGGUCAGAUUGUUGGUUGAAUUCUUAAUAGUUGAUCCUGAUCAUUAUAUAAAGGACUGUUUCAGCACUCGUGGCCGCUCACCCCAGCCACAUAUUCACACUGGACCAUAGCUCAAUGCUCAAGCACAAGCUUCGCAUGCAGUAGUUCCCUAGAGUAGCAUCAGUCACUGAAUGCAGCAUGGAUGUACUGUAGAUGAGUAGAAUUCAUAUGGAUGCUGGCAGGUGAACAUUCUGUGUCUGAUUAGUCAGUAAACAAUUAGUAUUGUCUGGCUUGCAUAGAAUCAUCCCUACACUGGGAUCUCCCUAAAUCUGGAAUGGGGAAUUUGUGGCCUUCCAGAUGUUGUUGGACUCCCACUCCCAUCAGCCCUGGCCAGCCUGGAGAGAUGGUAUUGUCGGCCAUCUUCCAAGGCGCCCCUAGCGGAGCCCCCAUUUUUCUCAGUUUAAAUUAGGUUCUCCACAUUUCCAUAGCAAUCUCUGUAUUACUUUUUUUUUUAAAAUCCUCAUGAAAAUCUUUAAGCAUUUUAGUGUGAAUUUCUCUCAAUAAACACAUUUUUGUAUGCAGCUUUGACCAAUAGACACAUGUUUCCCACCAAUUUUCCUUAGUAUAGGGUUGUCAUAUGUCUGAAAUUUCCCAGACAUAGCCAGUAUUCAGCCCUUGUAAACAGUGUCCGGGCAGAAAUUGCUGGAAUGUCUGGGAAAAUCUGUAUAUAUAGCAACCCAUGUUGGCAGUGUAGAUUUUUGUGAAUUUAAUAAAAAAAAUAGCUCAAAAACUAAAGCUCCACAACUUAAUACAAUGCAUUUUUGUAUGCUAUUUUCACUAAUGUGCAUUUCCUCCUAAUACAUACAUUAUUGUUUGUAUUAUUUGGCUGGAGAACUGCAUCUCAAAAUUCCGAAACGUGUGAAUUUUUAAGGAUAGCUGUGUUUUAGUUCACAUAAUUGGUUCAGGAGGCUAGUCAGGAAUCAGGGAGUUAUAAUCCAACAACACUAGGAGGACUGCAAGUUCCCACCUCUGCCCUAAAUAAAGGAGGAAGGUUAUAUAAAUCGAAUAAGUAAGUAAGUGAGUACCAUAAGUAUUCAAAGACGUGCAAGUAAUAAUAACAGAAGCAAGCAUCUAGUAUUGUACAUAGAAACUCCACGUAUAUUCAGGCAAGCUCUGGGAUUAGGGAAUGGAAAAGACAGAAAUCCUACCAACCUGGGUUGUUUUUUUUGACAACCCUCUUUUCAGACUUUUCUCUGCAACUGUGAUUAAAACAACAACAACUAUUCCAUAUUCUGAAUUCCAGGCUGACCAUUGCAUAUAGAUUCCGAACUAUAUAUAGGCCUGACUAUUUGAAUAGUUGCCAUUUGAAGCCAUUGUUUCAAGCCAGGGACUGUUGCCAGAUGAAAAGAGGUGAAGACCAUAGGGAGCAGAUGUCCCAGGGGUAUCCCGUUAUAGUCUGCUUAACAAUGCGUGUAAACAUUUUGUGGGUUCAUCUUCAUGCAUUUUUAGUGUACAGUACUGGUGCAAAAGAUGGGAGGGGAAUAUUAUUCCUUCACUGCUUAACCCUUUUAUUAGUUUACAUUUACAUUUAUUAAUUUAAACUAUUCCCUCUUUUUCUUUCCGCACCAAGUUCUAGGUGGGUAUAUUAAUAAGCUGUUUCUCACCAUGUUCAUACAUUUCUGCUUUCAUUGCUAAGAAGCCCAGUGCUUUUUCCUAAGGGAGAAAUGUACAAGCAAUAAGCUUUGCAGUGCCCAGUUACAAUGAAAUUGACAUGGCAAAUUGGAAUCUACUAUAUUAAUAAGAAGUAAUGAAUUUCCCAGUGGGGAAAUUUGCAAGGAGCAAGAAAAGAAUAAGUGCCAGAAUCAAACUGACUAGGUAACUGGCAUUAAUACUUUUAAUGGGAAAGGUUUUCAUCGGUCACACUUAAGUUUUCUCCUAAUAGUCUUCUAUAAGUCAGUUUUAUUGUAAAUAGUAUCUCCACAAUGACAAUCUUAUUUGGAAUCCUUUCUUUUUAUUAGUGAGAAGAAUUGACUUAUCAUCCUGGGGAAAUUUCAAAAUAUAAUAUCCAUGUGGUACCUGAAUAAGAAAAUGACAGAAUACCUCUUUUUAUAAGAGUGUCACCUGUGACGUUUUGAUGCACUCGGAUUAACAUGGGAGCAGGAAUCUAUCACUUUAGCUGCUGUUCAGUAAACAAUGCAAUAAUUAAUACAAUCUGGGAGCCAGGUGGCUCCAUUUAGCCUUGGCACAAAGUAGGAUGUUUUUUCCUUCUUCAUUGCGAAAUGUUAGCCACCGACACUGAAUUCUAAUAAUGAAACUUGGUCUGUUCAGUUCAUAUCAGCACCUAAUGUAGGCAGGAUUAAUUGUCUUUAAAAUGUGCUAUCUGUUUAUAACCAAUCCUAGGGAUAGGGUGAAUAUGGCAGAGUUAUUCAUAAGCUGUGUUUCUAAGCUAUUCUGUUUAUCUUGAUCAGGGCACUGUCAACACCUGUUAUCAAAUACAGUACUCAUUGAGUAGUCUAUAGACUACACAGGUAUUUUCUUUAUAAAUCUAAACAGAAAUAAAACCACAUGCAUCCCUCACUAUGUUAUGAUUAUGGAAGCAGGUGUUAUGUGCAAAUCCGCUUCUGAAUCAGGUCCUGCAAUUAUGAAAAAUCAAUUGCUUACUCUUGAUAGAUCCAUGUAUGUAUUGCUCCUGGAAUGGGGGCCAUGAGUUCAACAUUAUACAAUCACUGCUAUCAGCUUUGAUACUCUUGGUCACCUGGAGAUGAGGGCAUGUGAGAAGGGAUUGCAAAGUGCAUAUUCUGUUCCUGAAUAAAUUAAAUCACAGAGACAAAUGUGCUACUCUUAUUUCCUUAGAUGGCUUCCGUAACAGAUGCCAGAUAUGGACACAAGGAUGCUUCCGACCAGAAUUUUGAUUAUAUGUUCAAACUCCUGAUCAUUGGCAACAGCAGCGUGGGCAAGACCUCCUUCCUCUUUAGAUAUGCUGAUGACACUUUCACACCAGCCUUUGUCAGUACUGUGGGGAUCGACUUCAAAGUGAAGACUGUUUACAGGAAUGACAAGAGGGUAAAACUGCAGAUUUGGGUGAGUAUCAUUUAUUCUGGAAUCAUUAACCUUAUGCACUAAAGUAACAGAAAGUGGAUCAAACUGUGGUUAUGGCAUAUUUGUACUACACGGGCCUUUUGCUUGCAUUUUAUUUAAGCAGAAGAUGUAUUAAUUAUUUGUUUACCUUCUGUCCCUUCUUCUAAUGGAAGGGCUUCUUCCAUUAGAAGAACAUACUAUUCUGUAAAGUUUUCCAACCCUCUGAAACAGCUUUUAGGGGGCAUAAGGAGGAAUAAAAAUCAUCUUCUUGCCUACCCCUGGUGGAAGCAACCCAUGAGUAAAGUAGGCUGGAUCCAACCCAGAAUCUGGAUCUGAAACUAUUAUCAUUGCUCUUUAUGGGUUACUGAUAUCAUUUGGGACAGCUGUUACAGUGUGUCUUCUUGUGUAUGAAAUCAGAUUCAAGUGAUCCUUCUUUCAGGAUGCCUUCACACUUUUUUCUCUGGAACUGCCAUGCUUUGCUCACUCACUUUUUACAGAGCUUUUAGAUGAUGGUGUCAUCACUAUAGUGCUUUCUGUGUUGUUCUCCUGUGUUUUCUGGCUUGAGCUUGAGACUGUUUUCUUGCAAUCAAAUGAAGCUGCAACAUUAGCCUGUCUAGUGUGAAGAGGCUUGUAGGGUUCCUGUUCCUUUCAGCUAGGGUUAGCUAACCUAUGGGCCUCCACAUGUUGUUGGACUCCCUUAGCCCCAGCCAGCUUGACUAUUGGUGGAUGAUGGGAAUUGUAGGCCAGCAAUAUCUGGAGAGCCACAAGUUAGCUAUUCCUGCUUUAAACACUUAUUAUUUGCAAAUUUAGUUACUCUAAUUACUUCCAUUUUAUUAUUUCUUGUUGGUCCUGGCUGGCAGAAGAGCCUCUCAACUGCCCCUUAAAUUACUUCUAUGAACUAUUCCAUAUCAGUUUCUGUUCCCACAGUGGGGAGGAGGGAGAGUCUAUAGUAAUCACUUUCCUCUGUUUUUUCUGUAUUGUAUUUAAUAAAAUGGCAGCCCAUAUCUUCCUGCAUUAUCUCUCUCUCUUUCUCUCUGAGCAACAUUCAUGGUAAUUGGUGGGGACAGAAUAGGGGAAUCAUACCUAUUUUUUUCCUUGUAUCGCCACUUAUCACCAAGCAAAUCUUCACCUCAGAGUUACACACACCAACCUCCUUGACAGGCUAUACUUCUCCCUUUGUCCAUACUCCCUGUACUAUUAUUGACUCAACCAAACUUUGGGCUGUGUUCACAUUACUGUCUUUAAGUACAGUGAAACUAUCCCCCCUUUCACAGCUCCCCCCUGCAAGCUGUUCACAACAGCAUAACCUAACUGGUGUUUGAUGUUUUUCUGAUUCUGGACACGUCAGGGGGCAUUAAUGCGAAGCUGUGCAGGAAGAUGUCUUUACCCUAAACAAAGAUGUUCACACCCGAUGGUACAUGAAGUAUGUGCUGUGGAAUCCUAAUCAUUUUGACAUCUGUAACUGAAUCUCUUGAUUACCAGACUGCAGUAUGUAAUCCCAAUGGACGCAUCAUUUCAUUCCUCCCACCCAAACCUUUGAUAAGCUGAAUAUUUAGAAUCUGUGAUCGAGUUUUUUGUGUUUUUUUUCUAAGGUAGUUAAAAGAGCAUGCAGUCCUCAUGCUUUUGUUUUGUUUCUUAUCCCCCUCAUUGUUCUACUUGGUUAAAAGAUCUGGGUUUUGUAUAUAAGUGUGACUUUUCCUCUUAGGCUGUGGAUGAGGGAGGAAUUACAAAAGGAAAGAAAAAGAUUAAUGGCGCCGCUUUGAAAAUCUCACUUUUGUUGAAAGCUAUUGUGGUUGUGCUGUGUAAAAAUAGCCUGUUCCACCUCAAAGGCAUAAACAAGAUAUAUAAUAAAGAAUGUAUUUUUACAUUUAGUACUCUUAAGGUAUUUUGAUUUGUGAAGGUGAUUUGGUUCAAGGAACUGAAUAAACAUUUCCGAAAUUGGAAUAGUUUAGUCUUUUUAUCUGGGUGAUAUUAUUUCCUUGUGUUAGUGGUUUUUUUUUAAAACGCAUGGUUCUUGCAAGUUCUUUUGUGCAGUAUAAUUGUUUGUGACACUUGCAUUUUUAAAUGUGUGAAUAAUAAAGCUUCACAACAACAGCUAAGACCCAAAGAACUGUGAAACUAGUUUGAUGAGCCCAAGAGACUACGCAGCACAAUCUUUUGUAUUGUGUAGUCAGAAAUAAAUGGGAGCUUAAUCCUAAAUAAGUGUGCUUUAGCAGGGACAGGGAACCUGUGUCCUUCCAGAUAUUGCUGGACUCCACCUCCCAUCAGCCCCAGCCAGCAUGGCCAGUGCUCAGGGAUGAUGGGAGCUGUAGUCCAGCAACCUCUGGAGGGCCACAGGUUCCGCAUCCCUAGUAUAUAAGAUUGCAAGCUCUUAACUAAGAGCAAGCCCCACUGAACCCAGCAGAACACUGUUAGGCACCCCCUUCAAACAGCAGGACCCCCGCAACACAUGGAAAACCUUGAAAUGGAGAGGGUUUUGAAGUUUUGUUGUUGUCCUAUAUUCUAUAUCUUAUUAUCUGCAGUUGUUGUUUUCUUGUGACCCAUGCCUUUGGUGUGCUUCGGUGUAAAAAUUAUUCAAAAAACAUACUAGGUGGAUUAUCAGAAUUAAUCUGUGUUUUGAUAUGGGGGCCAGCUGUACAAAGAUGAAACAAGCCCUUUUGCGUGAGCCCAAGUAGGGAUGGGGAACUGGCUGCCCUCCAGGGGUUUUGGACUGCAGCUCCCAUCAGCUCCAGCUAGCUUGGCCAGUGGUGAGGGAUGAUGGGAGGUGUAGUGUGGCAACAUCUGUAGGACCACGAGUUCCCUAUUCCUGGCCUAAGCAGUCCUAUGGGUUUGCAGUCCAUGCUGAGCAGCUCUGUGCAUAUUUACAGUGGUACCUCAGUUGUCAAACGUAAUCCAUUCUGGAAGACCGUUUGACUUUUGAAACGCUUGACAACCGAGGCGCAGUGGGCAGUCUGCAAUUUUAAUUGGGGAAAAAUAAGAAGAAUACAACGGAAGCCGUUCAACUUCCGAGGCGCGUUGGAAAACGGAAGCAAUUACUUCCGGGUUUUCAGGGUUCAAAAACCAAAACGUUUGGCAACGGAGACGUCUUCAAACCGGGGUACCACUGUACUUGGAAGCAAGUUCCACUGCAUUCAUUCGGGCUUACUCCCAGAUAAAUGUGUUUAGGAUUGCAGCCCUAUGUGUUUAAGAGCUAAAUUAUAAUCUCCCUUUGUCUCCUGGCUAAAAGCCUUCUGAUACUCAGUUCUGAACUGCUGGAGAUAUUAAUUACUGAUCAGAAAGGAAAGCUUGGAUAGCAGUGUUUUCCCAUUUUUUAUUUUUUAUUUUAAAAUCAAAUCGAAGAGUUAAGUUAGCACAGUCCAUAGCAGAUGGCAACAGCAUUACUGUACACUUAGGUUGCCUAGCAGCCAGAGAAAAGUGUAUUGAAAAGACCAGGAGGGAGCCAGAGCGGAUGAAUAGAAGUGGACUUUAAGUGAGAAAAAGGACAAUGUUGCCUACUUUGCACUGAAAAGCAAAACUGGGUCCUAUAUAUUUAUUUAGUUACAGGAAUGCUGCUGUUAAAUAACUAAGGGUAGAUCAUAUGAAAACUUCAGCUUUUCAUAAUCUCAGAGUUAUUACCAACUCACAUCUCUUGGCCUUGCCAACCUCACAGGGUUGUUGUGAGGAUAAAAUUGGGAGGGGGGGGACCAUGUACAUUACCCCAACUUUUUUAGAGGAAAGGGGGAAUAUAAAUGAGUGUUUAUGCUGGAAUUUGCUCUUGUAAUACUUAGUGAGUACAUAGGUAUUUAGAUGCUUUCUCUGUUUUUAGGGUGCUCAAAUAACAUGGUUAUUGAGUGGCAUAUAAAUGCUAUAAACAAACACAUAUUUUUUCACCAUACCAGAAUGAGGCCCAUUUUAACUUGGCAUGUAAGCUUGAGAAGGGGAGCUGUGGUGAAUUUUGUUUCCUCCACUUCCCUAACAAACCACUAAUACUGAAAGUUAUUGCUUUUCUACCAGCCCUGGAAGCUGAACACAUCCUCAGUUGGACCUGGGGCUGUAUUUCUUAACAGCCUGGUUUGCACAUAACUGUAAAAUAUGGUGUCUGGCAGACAAUCACUUAGACUUUGGUUUAUUGUGUCACAGAAUAACUAAAAAGGACCUUCAGAAUGACUUGCAGCUCUUUGCUUAUGCCUCUGUAGCUUCUGGGUGGUGACAGCUCCUUUGCUAUAGUUAAAGAAGAGGUUGAGUUCUCACAUAAUGCUAAGCUAUGGUUAAUGCUAGCUAAGGUUUGUAAGCCAACUACAAACCCUGGUUAAUGAGCUAUCAUUAACCAUAGGUAAUAAAUCAUAGAUAAGUUGCUGGAUUGGGUUCACACAUUGCACUAAGCCAUGGUUUUAUAAACUAUAGUUUAGUGUUACAUGUGAAAAAGACCAUUCCAUGAGAUUCUUUAAAAUCAGCAGUAAAUUCAACAUCAAAUUUUAUACUCAGGGAAGAAAAAUACAGUAUUUUUCCGUCCAUAAGAUGCCUCCAUGUGUAAGACGCCCCCUAUUUUGGGGGACUCAGAUUUAAGAAAAUGGGGAGGGGAGAUGUAUCCGUGUAUAAGAUGCCCCCUAUUUAUUGACAUUAUUUUUUAGGGGGGAAACCUAGUCUUAUACACUGAAAAAUACGGUGUAUAUCCAGAUUUGAGGGAACGAAAUUUGCCUUGUGUCAUACCCAUUAAAAAGAUUCAGUUAACUAGAUUUAUGGGCAAUAUUAAUAAUUUUCAUGAAUGGUAGAGAGAUACAGUUCCACAGCAAUCAUGCACAGCUGCUACCAGAAAUAUCUAACAUCAUCCUAUUUUUGUAGAGAUAAUUAAAGCAAAUUGAAACUUGACAACCACAAAUUACGCUGGAUGACUGUUUCUUUUUCCUUUCUUUUGCCAAAAUCAAUUUGGAUGCAGCUGCCUACAUGUAAAAUAUGUUAACACUUUUUUUUCAUGCAUGUACAACAAUUGGUGCGAAGCACGUAAAGUGAUGCAAUGAUGAAAAUCUAUUUUUGUCUGAAUGAAACAGAAAUUCUGUAGCUGUGAUUCUGUAAUCAAGUGUGCCUAAUUUUAUACUGCAAGGUUAGAAAUAUAUAUUUUUUAUUCAAAAAUAAAUAAUUAUGUAUCAUCUAUUCUCAAACUCGAGAGUUUCCCAUUUCUAUUGCAACUGUAAAGUAUUCAUCAUGAACUACUCUAGAAUUGCUGCUUGCACCAAUUCAUCUCUUAAAGAGACGCACAGCUGCUAAGCUGGAUGUAUGAAAAAUGAGUAAUACUGUACAUAGAUGAUAGAAUGUCCAUACAACUGAAAUAAGAGGAACUAAGGAGGUUAUAUAGUUAUAAAAUCAAUAUGCAAGAUGAGCUAAGAAUGUAAGACGAUUUAGGUUUUUAAUACAUCGAAACUGGAGAGAAGAUUUAGGGGAAGAUGUGGUUACGGGAGCUCAGAUUCCCAGUGAUCUUUUUGUACCUCUCCCAUCAGAUGUCAAGGCAAUAAAGAACUACACAGUUUUUAGAAGACAUCUGAAGGCAACGCUGUAUCGGGAAGUUUUUAACGUUUGACGUUUUAUUAUGUUGUUAUAAUCUGCUGGAAGCCACCCAGAGUAGCUGGGGAAACCUAGCUGGGCGGAGUAUAAUCAUCAUCAUCAUCAUCUUCAUCUUCAUGUAGUUGUUAUUAUUAUUGUAAUUGUGCUUAGUUACCAGAAUAUGAUCCUAUUAGGACACUUCUUUCACAUCGUUUAUUGACUCAUUGUAGUGAUCCUCUUGAGCAAGCGACAUUAAUAGGUGAACCAGAAACACACUGAUCUUUGCGUUACUGACCAGGGCCAGCCCUCCCAUGAGGCUGUGUUAGGUGACUGCCUCAGGCAGCAGGAUCUGCCCAACUACAUAGAUCUGACCCCCAAUACAUAGGUUGGUUUCAGUUCUGCCUCCUAUUUGCCUGGGGGGGCGGGGCUGCUGUGCAAGAAUAAAGCCGCCUUCUUUUCACGGAGGCCAGAGAGGGCGAGAAGGAGAAGCCAAAGCUGCUGCUUUACUCUCAACUACCAGUGUUCCCUCCCUCCCUCCAGAUGCAGAUCUUCACUCUCAACUUCUCGCCCACCCCCAUAUUGAUGCUGCCUCCCUUUUCCCUGAUGCUAAUCUUUAUUCCAAUAGAUGGAGGCUCAAGGUGGCGUUUCCCUCCUCGUUUAAUACAUCACAAUCCUGUCACACAAUUAUAAAUGAGAGUUAUGUCCAAACUGCAUAUUACAUGUCUCAUACCAAAUAAACACCUCAUGAGUAAUGUCUGAACCAUGCCAGGUCUAUCAGUCGGAUCAAACUAAGCACAUACUUUAAAGCACUUUCAUGGAAAGCAGUUGCGGCUCCGGGGGGUCCCUCUACUCUGGAUUGGUAUUACAUGGCACAGAGAGUGGACUCUUUCCUCCCUGCCCUGUUUUCCUGCUGAAAAUUGGCUCUUCAUAUAGCUGUUUGCUCCCAAAGGUUCUGUUUGCUGCAAAUAUUUGCUGAUUUUUUGCUAUUAGGUAUCUUUUAGACCAUGCUUGGAAACAGGGAAGAGCGCUGCCAUGAUUGGAAACAAAACAAUGGCACUCACCUUCAACAUUUGAUGGUCUAACAUACUGUGGCAACUUUGUCAAGGUCAGAAUGUUGUUGGCAUCUGUCUGUCUCGAGAGACAAUGGAGUGCACCUCUGGGGGUGAAGACAAACCGUUGGAGAACCACAGCGUCUGCUGUGACUGCAGAGACCAGUAAGUCAUAACUGCUUCCUCCUGAACUGAUCUCUCUGAGGUGCAAGCUUGGGCAGUGUGUAUGGAGAUCCUGGGUUGCCCAGACGACAGCAGGGAAUGCAUAUUUGACCCAACUCCUUUUAUCAAUAUGUGCAAGAAGAAUGGUUCACUCUCUGCAUCUUUCAUAAUACACCACCAUGCUGUCAUGCUAUAGUAAACAGUCACCCGAACAAGCCCUACGAAUCAAUAGGCAAAUUUACCACCACUUCACCAUGGGGUAUCUAAAAGGAGCCUCCUACAAGCAUUGCUCUUGUGCAAAUCUUGUGAAUUUGGACCUACUGUAGAAGGAGUCUUAUGGAUCAGAAGUAGAGCAGGCUUUGUAAUGCACUGUUCCUUGUGCCAGAUUUUCCUGUCAAACACCAUGUUGUUUGCACUUCCAAAUGAACUGCAGUCACUACUGAAAAUCCCUGGGGCUGCACUUGUCAAACACUUUCCCCCGCUUCUGGAACCAGAAGCUCUUAUACCUACCCUUUGUUCAUGUCUCAGUUUUUCAGCUAUGCUAAUUUCUUAUCACUUGCACAACCUCUAGCUGACAGUGACUCAUAGCUAGAAAAUGAAAUGUGCAUCUGUGAUACAGUUAUGGGAGUAUCUUUUCAUAGUAAGCAAAGAAGAGUCACAGGGAGAUUCAUGUCAACUUUUCUUAGACCACCAAGGGGAGAAUGGAGCCUGAGGUAGAGAGGAUGCAGACCUGGCAUAUCCAGGGAGAGGGGGAGGGAGGAUUGAUUUCUGUCCAAAUCUAAGGCUGUGGCUCUGGGGGAAGCAAGACCCUCAGAGUAUUAAUGCUGCCAGUCCUUCCAUCAUAGGCUCAGGUUGUAUAUAUAUAUGUGUGUGUAAAUGAACCAUAGACCAUAAAGUCACCACAGUCUCCAAAGGAAAUACGAACCCUGGGCAAGCGCCUGGAACCCCUGGAAACUCACACCUCUCAAAAAUCUCACACCUCUCAAAAAUUGGGGUGCCAUGCAGCAAUAGGGGGGGAAAGCUCAUUACUUUAUCUGAGGGGGUCAGAAAUACACAGCACUUAUGCUACUACUGCUGAUGGAGCUGCAUUUCUGCCUUUUUUAAUAAACGAAUGAGCAGAGUAGUCCCAACUGUUUUAAAAGCACAUUCAUCUUAAUUUACCAGGUUGGGUUGUUAUUUCAAGACUUCAGAUCAUAUUUUGAAUGUGCCUUCAAAUCCAAUAAGAAUGUAUUGGAAAUGGUUCUGUAAAUGAAUGAUAAUUCAUUUUAUGUUGUCAUGGUAGUUAACAAUACCAAAUGAUUUUUAAGUCUCCUUUUAUAAGUAUCUUCAGAGUGUUCCCCCUACCCACUUUAUGAACUUGAGACUAAGGAUGCCUGUAGGAUUUUUAUUCACUUGUGUGUGGGUGACUAAUGGAUUUUUAAUAGAAGUCACGAAAGGGAAUGUGCAUGAACGUUAUUUGGGGAAAAUAUCAUAUAUUACUUGUGGAAAACAGCAUGUAAUAUUGCCUUUGAAAUUAAAAUCCGGGAAGUUUGCUCAGGCAUACCUAUUUCAAAAGAUGAUUGAAUUCAUGUUCAGAAACAACGGGCAAUAUGUAUCACUAUUUUUAUGAAGAGGUAUUACUUUUAAUGAUGCAAGAUUUUUCUGUCACACUAGCUUCCUUAAGAUAUUGAUUGCAGGGUGGAAAUAGAGGGUCAGAUUCGGAUCUCCAAAACUGAAGCAACUUCAAUCCAGGAAUUUUUUUCUGAAGGCUUACGUUCCUGGGAUUAAGUUUAUAAUCUGAUCCUGGUCUUAUGUUCUCUAGGUAGUGUUCUUCCUUGAUUUCCAUUUUCACUCUGGUUCUCCUGUGUGAAGCAGUGGGGCCCAGUAGUUCCCUAACAGGAGACUGAGGCUGAUCUGUUAUGAAUUUAUUGGCUGGGGAUUUUCUGUUUAAUUGCUGCUCUGGAAUCAUUACUGAUAAAGGGUGACUAAUGAAUCCAAUAAUUAACCAAAUUAUACUGGGCUUCUUGCAUCUUUCUUUUUUUAAAUAAAGAAAUUGGAAAUCAGCAAUUGAAGCCUUCCUACCCCACCAUCCACCCUCCCAUCCCUGAACAAACAACUCAUUAAGGCAAUUACUCACUAAUCCCCUAGCUGUGAUAACAGGACAAGAAAACUGACAGAAUCUGGAAAGGGAAAAUAUUAAAUUUUAAAGCAUGGGGUUCCUGGAAAGUCUUAAUAGUUUUUUUUCUACACUGUCCUGACUUAAGCUGCAAUUCUGUUUUUUUUUAUAAAAAAUAGAAUAAAAUGUCCCACAAAACAUAUUUGAAAAAAACAUUGGGGGUGGGGACAGCCAAGUGCUACUUAUAAUUUAUCAAUGACAGGAUGGUUUAGAAGUUCCUUCUCCUGCUGUGUUACAUGACACAUUACUAUCUUGCUUAAUGCUUCUCAUGGUACAUCUCUUGUAGCUUUAACCUUUGCCUUCCUACUCUUGGGACAGGUCUGCUCCUCUUUCUAACUAAGAAUUCCUUCAUGGGAUGACUUAUAGGUUCAGUUUGGACAUAACUCUCAUUUAUAAUUUAGUCUGACAUGAAUGAGCUUCAGGCUCGUGUGUCAUCACCUUAAACCCCACUCCCAGGUGGUCAUAAGAAGCAGCAGCUUUCAUUUCCAUUUUCAAUGAGCCAGAGGUUAUCAUUGUGUCUCAACCCUUCAUCUUAACCACGUUAAUCUAUGGCUUUGGAAAACAAGCCAACUUCAUAAACCACCAUUUGAAGCAUGCUUCUUUCAACACAUCCUAGUUAAGAAGUCUGUGGCAUCACUUCCCUCUACCCCAGAGGUCGGCAACCUAAGGCCUAUGGGCGGUUCCAGCCCAUGAGCUUCCUUGAACCAGCCCACAGCCGUUCCAUGGAUUGGCAUGGGGAUUCCAUGCUCCCCCCGGCGCCAUUUUUUUCUUGCCGCGGGGACCGACUUCUGGGUUGGAAGAGCGCCAGAAAUAGCAUGUGCGCAUGCGCAUAGGCGCUCCUCCAUCCUGGAAGGGUGCCGGAAAUAGCUUGAGUGCACGCACGGGUGCGCAUGCUCCGGCCCACCAAGAGGUCUGCCAGGGAGUGGACUGGACCGGCCUCAAAAAACGUUGCCAACCCCUACUCUACCCCUAGUUUUAUGGUAGAUAGGGUGGUGCUUUUGUGCACAUCCCCGAGGGGCAGGAGCAAGCCCAACUUGUUGAGUUAGGAGAGGGUGCUGAGUGGGAUGCUUUAAAGAGCUCUUCUGCCCCAAGACAUUGUCUUUUCAGCCUUCAGCACAGCUCAGCACCCACCUCUGAGGACACAGUGUUGGUUGCCAGUUGAUAGGUCUGUGUAGGAAUUUUAGAUAGCGCUGCAGGGUUUUCCCCACGUACACCACACUUACCAGAAAGUGGACAUAUUAGUCUCAUUUCUAGCCCAUGUCACUGUUGUUUAUGUUCAUUCAUAAGGGCACUCCAGCCCAUUUCCAGAUUAAUCUGUAAUGGUGAAAAAAAAUCUAUGAAAGUUCACGUCUAAUCACAAAAUGACCAUGUAUCAAUGUAGCUCAAGAUGAGCAUUUUAGGAUAAAACACAUUUAGAAAUGCAUACUUUAAUGAGACUUAAAUAUGCAUUUCAAAUGCAUUUUAUAAUGAGACUAAAAGGCUCCAUGUUUGUGUGCCCAACUCACCACACAAAGGCAGGAGGCUUGAGGGGAGGAGCAGGUGAUACAGGCAGAUGUUCCUCAGCACAGCUUUGUGAGAGCUAUGAGGAACCGGGGUACAUGAAAAGCUAGGAAGGGUAGCUUAUCCGGAACGGUGAAAGAAGGAAGGCUGCUCUUUGUCUGUCUUACAGGGAACCAGGGCUGGAUGGAGGGAGUUAGUUAUAUUGAAGGAGCUGAAAAAACCAGGGCUUGUACAAUGCUAAAACAUAGUUUAGUGUAGCAUCCAAAUGAGGCCAUGGAUGUGUCCAGUUUCAGAUCCACCAUGUUGGUACCUCUGGCACAUUGCUGGCUUUGAGCUACUGUUAAUUUUCUAGAGAAAGAAGUUGGGGUUCAAGUCUCGCAGGAAUUACUCAGAAGUGAGGGCAGCACACUUCACACCUGCUGAGAAGCACUUUAAUAUAUUUUAUUUAACAAGAUUUAUAUAUCACUUAAUUUGAAAACAAAGCACUGAACAGUUUACGUGAAAUAAUACAAAAUAUUCAUGAGAAAAUACCAAUAAAAAGAACAAUCUUAAAAGUAAAAUUGUAUGCCUGAGUAGACUUGCCUAAACAGAAAAGUUUUUAGCAGGCACUGAAAGCAAUACAGUGGUUGCAAUAUUAAUAUUCUUACUUCAUAUGUUCUAAAGUUGAACUCUGGUACUGAAAACAGAUGUUAAAUUUAGAAAAACACAUGAGAUUGGAAAGAAGACCUAAGGGUACAGGUGAGAGCAUAAGCUCUUUCCACCUUGUCCCAGCUGGCUUGAUUCUCUCUUGAACUACAAGCUCCAUUUGGCUAAAAUGAAGAUAGGGUCAUAGGCCAAAAUUAACAGGAGUGAGUGCUGCAUCCAUGGGAAAAGUGGUGUCAAAAUAAAAUGCCCAGCUAUUCAGGUCACCUGGCCGCUGGCUCUGAUCUCAAUUUUUCAUUAUACUUCUUGCCCCACCCUUUCCUUUUCUACAUCUGGGUUCUCCACUGUGAAGCUUGGCACUUGUCUUUUGACCUUCAGGCUCUGCAUGCGUUUUGUAGUGUUUGAGAAAAGGUCAGGUGUCACAGGACUUAAAACUGAUGAAUAAUGUAAUCUAGACCCUGUGAGCUUUCGAUCUAGGCUGUAUAAUCACAAGUAAAUAUGAGCAGGUUUCAUUAUAUCAAAUAUUUGGCUCCUGUUUUUGAAGUGGCUGCCAAAGUGUCAGAGCCAGAAACGUGUUUUUGAAUUAAAUGAAAAGACUUAAGAAUGGUAGAAAUGGCAGGCUGUUGCUGUUAGUGUCUACACUGAGGACUCUCACAUAACAUUAUGCAUAUGUGUCUGUGUAGGGGUGUGUGUGUGCGUGUACACGCACACACGCGCAUACACACACACAUCCAUGUAUCCCUACAGGCUAACUUACACAGAUACAUGUAUUAUUAUUGUAUAUUUACAUCAGCACCUAUAGGAAUCCAGUCCUUUUUUUUGAAAUUAACAUCUUUGAUUGUCAAUCUGUCAUAAUUCAUUGCUCACCAAUCCACAGUUAGAGAAUGGAGACUCUGGAGUUCAGCCAUAGCCUUCCCAGAAAAGGUGGUUUGGACAAGGAAACUGAUGGAAGAGGGAAGUCACACUGGAGUUCCUUGGAUAAAGGGAAAUACUGGGAGUUACUCUGAGAACAUAGCAGAAUUACUUAAGAGAACAGGUGCCUGAGGAUGGAAGAGUUGGAGGAGCAAAGUUUGUGGAGAGGAUGUGACAAUGGGAGAGUGACUUUGCUCCUGCUUCUUGAUCUCUUAUCAGCUUUUAAUACCAUCAACCAUAGUAUCCUCCUGGCAGCGGCAGAGCUUCAUGCUCCGACAUCGGGGGAGGGGCGGAGAGCCGGCGGGGGGGCUGUUGCGCGUCCUGGGGGCGGGGCACACCGCCUGCAGGGGCGUGGUGUCCAGCGCGGGCUGCAGGGGCAGCCGCAAUGGCACCCUACUGGGAUCGCGCUGCCGGGGGCAGUGCACUCCCCCCGCACUCCUCUUCCUCUGCCAGUGCCUCCUGGACCAGUUCUGGGGAAUAGGAAGUGGCUGCAGUCAUACCUUCUGGACCAAGUCCAGAGAGUAACAUUAGGAGAGUGUUUUUUGGCACCCUGGCAGCUACAUUAUGAAUCUGUUUUAGUCUAUUCUCCCCCCCCCCAAAUAAUUUUUAUUAGUUUUCAAUUACAAAAAAUCCAAAACAGACCUCAUUAUAUGCAUAUCGAAUCAUAAUACCAAAUCAAAUAACAAUUAAUCAAAUAUCCAAUUAUAUAAUUUGGGUGACCUCCUGCUUGCUGGAUUACAGGUUCAGUAAUUCUUUUUUUUCUUCCUGCUUUCAACAUCUUAUUUAUUCCAGUUGUAUUCCAAUCUUAAUCAUAGUCUCUUGUUCAACAGCUGCAAUUUUUCUGUUUUAGUCUAUUGCGGUUUUAACUUUUUGUAUGUUUUAAAUUAUGGCUGUAAUUAUUAUUUUUUAGUGAUAAUUUUUAUCAUUUUAUCUUUUUUUGUUAACUGCUUUGAGGUUUUCUUCUACAGUCAAGUGGCUUGCCUCUUUUCCUACUGCUUCUUAUUUUUUCUCUUUCACCCUCUAUCACUAUCUCCUAUUUAUUUUCCAGAAGUACAUUUCUUCUGCUUAGUUCAAAAGUGGUGAACACCUGAUAAAAGGAUGCCUAGUAUGAGAUCAGAUCAGGACACUCCAAUAUGUUAAAUGAUGAGUGAGAACAGAAGUGGUUUGUGUUUUAUAGCACAUUUCCUGUGAUGCAAAGGAUUCAUUUCAGACAAGACUGUUGUUUCAUUAAAAAUAAAAUUGAGUAAACAUAGUCCAACAAGCUAAUGAGCCUUGUUGAGCUCAUUUUAAAUGAAGCUUCAGAGAUAUCUUUUUUGUAAUCAGUGCAGGAUGAAUUUCAUUCAACAUAAUGGAUAAGCCACAAUAUGUUGACAUUAGGACUGAUGGAUCUGCUCUAUAUCCAUUGGUUUCACCUAUAGUUUAUUUAUUAAAUGAGCAGUUAUUCUUAUGUAUCCAAGUCUUAAAGGGCUUUUCAGACAAUCAGAAUAACUUGAGUGAGUUCCACUCCUGAUCCAAUACCCUGAUUGCACAUGACAGACCAUGCAGGUUGUGGUGCGUAGCCUUACUGUGAGGAGAGAUGGGGAAAUUAGCCUUCCCACUGAGCAUUUCUGGGUGAGCAUGUUUAUAUAGGCUUCCGAUAACACUUUGGUGCUGGUGUUAAACAGUGUAGAAGUGUAAGGAAAUAAUGAAAUAAAGUUACCAGAAAAGUUGGGGCAUUGCAUGGGGAAGUAUGAAUCUCAUCUCUUUUUGAGCUUAACUACAAAUAAUAGUUAAGCACUAGUGCUGUAGUUGUACGCUGAGGCACCCUAGUUGGAGGAGGGUUUGGGUUGUAUCCAACUAAGAUCUACUCGGAGUAAACCCAUUGAAAUUAAUAGACCUAAAUUUGUUACGUCCAUGAAUAUCGGUGGGUCUGCUCUGAGUAUGAACUACCAUUUGAUACAGCCCACUGAAUUUUAUGAGUGACUCAUGAAAUGUUGCCGUUUGAACUUGAAGAAAAGUUGAUAGUCCUGUAACAGAAACAGUGCCUAAGGGAAAAUGUCAAGAGUCCUAUUCAACCAACAUAUAAAAGUGGUGUGCUUACUACUCCUCUAACUGCUAAACUGGAAAGCCAGAGGCAAAUCUAGUUCUGAAAUGACUUAAAAGAGAAAGAGCCCCUGGCUAAUAGAGCUCUUUUCAAACCUCAGUCCACUAGGGCUACAGUCUUGUGUUCUGCCACUCACAAUUCUUGAACUCAUCUAUCAUUCUGCCUGGAAAUGAACUACAGUCAGAGCUAAAGAUCCUGCAAAGGUCACUGCCAGCAUCCUUUUCCUCCAGAGUACGGAAUUCAACCCGGAUAGAUCAAGCUUUUCCUCCUAUUAGGAGAAAUGAGGUGGGGAUUUGGAUGGACUGCCCUGUGCUUUGUUUCAGAGCCAAAACCGCCCAAGACAUUUUGCUGCCUGAGGCAAAGGACAAGAUCACGUCCCAUUCAUUUGACAUAAAGAAGCUGAUCAGACUGGCAGCUCAGGCUUAUUUUGACAUGGGUGAUGGGCCAGCAUCCUCUUGAGGGCAUCAGGCUACUAGGCAUGUGCACACACAUUUCUGUCUCCUGACACCUCACUACACUGCUCCACAGCACCCAUCACCCAUCUCACGCUGCCUGAUGGUAGGAUCACCCCUGUUAAGAAUGUUCUUAGUUUCAGUGAAUAAAAACUAGAAUUGUAGUCUGUGCACAAUUCUUAGUUCUUCUUCAGCUGUAGAAUUCAGUUGUGAUGUUUGAGUGUAUUUAGAGAACUGCACAGUAUACACAAGAGUAAAGUGAAUCUGUAGGAAGUGAGAAUGGAGCUCCUGGGAGCACACAGAAGAGACAUGUUUAAUAAAUAAGACUUAGGAUAGCAGAAAGAAAAGGUGGAAAUUAUGAGUGGAACAGUCAAUAAUUAAGGCAAAUGCAAGUUAAUCUAUAAAGCAGGGGAAAUGUUUCAGAUGCUUCUGUUUUAAGACACUGAGAUUUUUGGUCACAUCAUUUGACUACCCUUGUCAAAGAUAGAUCUUAUUUUAGAAUAUAAUUUUCAAUAAAGAAAGUUCCAGGCAAAGUUUCUGAUGUUCACAGAUCUAGGAAGGAAAUAGAAAACAGUCAUUUAUUUUAAGCCAACUGGAGGGGUUGGGUGGAGAAAAUGUAGGGAAUGGUUUUCACAAAGGUAGCUUUAAAUAGAAAGACAAAAAUUACAUCAACGUAAAGGUGAGUUGCCUAAAAUAGUCUGCGAAAUGACAGAUCUUUCCCAUAUCCCCACAGGCAGUAAUAACCACAUGGCAGGCUGAAACAUAGCCUCUGAACUAAAUUGUUGAAAAGGGACAGAAGCAGUUUUGACAAUGGUAUAUUGCAGAGGUUUUUAGUCUUUUGGGGUCCACGGCUCCCUUGACCAACAACGUUCCUUCUGCGGCACCUCUGAGGGGCUCAGGAGCCCAGUUACGUCACCCCUUACCUGCAGAGCCUCUCCUUGGGAGUCCUCUGGGCAGCUGCUGCUGCCGCCCCUGGUCUCUGAGCUACCCUCCCCGCCAUCCCAAAGAGAGGUGCCUCCUCACACUGCCCCACAGGGGCCUGGGAAGCACCCCCUGGCCAGCCCCAAAGGGACAAUUUGCCUGGGGUACUAGCCAGGGCUGUUGCAACAAACAUCUGUGCAAGCCUUUGAGAGGCAAAGACUCGAGAGGGCAUCAGAGGGAAGGAAAGAGGGACCGAGGCUAGUGUUGUCGCAGCACCCUGACCAUCACUGAAGACAACCCAGGGUGCCACAACACACAACACACGCUAGUAUGUGGUACUGACUGGAAUGCAAUCUAUCAUACAAGGAUAAGAAUCACAUAUACUGUUCCACCCACUUUGGCCUCUGGCUCGCUCUCCUUACCACCAACAUGCACCUCCCUGAAAGUUGGCCACGAAGGAAAAACGUUCCUCACCCCACCCCUAUACGAAGUAAAUAAUAUGUGACAUGUGGAUCCAGCUGCAGGUUUUCAUAACUAAUACCUCUGAAAAUAUAACUUACUUAAAAGAACUGAGAGGAGAUGCUUCUGCGUUGCCACUGGAAAUUCCAGAGGAGGAGUGUGGGCCAAGUUCAUUUAUGACCCUCUUGAACAUGGGUAAGCUUGGAACAUUCUCAGCCAAAAUGCCUCAUUCCCUCAUGAACCACCUUCUGGGGGCUGUGUGCCUGUGGUGGUUGGGGUGGGAUGUGACUCUUAACUUUGUAGGGAGGGCUACAUUCCUGCCAUGCCAUGCCUACAUCUCUCUCCCUUCUCCAUCCAAGUCAGCAAAGAGGCAUUAUAAUAGUUGAAGAACACAUUCUGGCCUUGGUAAGAGCACUUGAGGGCCUAGAGUAAGGCCCAUUAGGGGUGUGGCUUGGUGGAUAGAGAGGCCUGUGGGGCCUUCUGGUUUGCAAAAACCUGUUCUUGUCUAUAUAUAUUUGGGGCCUGUGCAUCUCCCAGUCCAAUUUAAACCAGCCUUUAGCUUGAAAUGAGAAAUUUCCCAAAUGCUAUACAGUGUGGUGCCAAACUGCAAGCAACAGCUAUGUUUUCCCUACAGAUAUAACUCCUGCAUCUGUUCAGUGUGAAUCAAUAUCCCUUACCUGCUUCAGACGGGUGGCGGCUUGGCAUUUUAAAAUAAAUAAAGGAAAAAUAUGUCUGUAUCUAAUACUGCUGUUAUGUCUUCCUUUCAGAAUUUGAAAUAAUUACUUACCCAAACAUGGUUUGUACUACCCUAGUCACAAACUGAUCAUUCACAUUGAUUGCUUCACCCUCCGCACCGCUCAUUUCUUGUAUAUGCUAACAGUUUCCACUGUGCUUUGGUGCUAAAGAGAAACCGAUGCAGUCAGACCCUGAAUAGAAUCAAAAUGUAUUUUUGCAUCUUGUGGCACAGCGUGCUUUAAUAGUGAAGACAGAAAAUGGCAUCCAUUUCAAAUUGCUGGAGUUUUAAUCCCUGUGUAUAAACCCACUUUUCAAUCAGUUUAGAAAUCAGCAUUAAAGAAAGAGCAGCAAUCUUACAGUCUGAUCCUAACUUCAUCUCACGGAUGCCAAUUCCACUGAUAUUCAAGGAAUUUAUUUUCAUGCAUAUGUAGGUUUUAUGACCCAAAUCUGCCCCCCACAUAUACACACACUUCACUAUGUAUUCUGUUGUAGUUUUUUCUUCUUCACAGCACUGUUUCAUAAAUCCUAUAAAAUCUGUAACAGGCCAGUAAAGUGAUAAUCAGUGUCAGAAGAUGUUUGAGAAGGAAGCAGCUGUGUUUUCUACCUCACUUGCUGUUUGAUCGGCUGAACUGGCAAGCAGUAGCUAAUCCCUUCUGUAUUCUCAAAGCAGCAGCACGCCCCCCCCACUAAAAAAAACCCUAAAGCAUUUUCUGUGUGAUAAGUCUUAAUCAGAUUUUCACAGCCCAGUUCUGUAUUGAGAUAAGAGAAGUACUGUACUUUAUAUUCACAAGUCACUCCCAUCCCUUCAUUGUCACAGGCCCAACUUUGUACUGAUUUUGUGGCAUUUAAAAUGAGGAAAUAGAGAAAACAAACUACCAUUUUGACCUGAGUUUACUUUCCAUGUGACAAAAAUGGCCCCCAUAUCUCCCAUGUUGGACCAAUCUGUGGCUAUAUACACAUUAGUAGGGGACGCGGGUGGCACUGUGGUCUAAACCACUGAGCCUACUUGCUUGAUCUCCCUGUGGUUUUGUGAAAAUGAAUGAUUAGUUUUUAGAAAGAGAGAAAUCACACAAUUAAUUCCUUUGAAAUGAAGUGUAUUCAGGAGAGCUAAGCUCUGUAGCGACUUUGACAUUUUCUGGUAGUGACCGGGUGGGUGUGGGGUUAAUUUGCUGCUGCUGGCAGGUGAAAUCAGAAAGCAGCUUUCAAAGUGAUUCAUAACAUCACUUGCUUCUCAUAGUAGUCAUUGACUCAUCCUCCCCUCCCCUGAAUAUUUCUAUUUCUAGGUUGUAGCAGGAACAAAGGUUGACCAGUGCCCACCAACAUAAUUCUUUGUUGCUAAUUUGGUAGAUUUUGGUGAGGGCAAUGUGGGACAUCCAAGUAAAAACUGAAUACUUAAAGUGUUUCAUUUGGUAUGCUGUUUCGUAUUAUUAGUGUUGUGCGUCCUUUGGGUUUUGCAGAGUACCAUGAGCAAAACAAAAACAAAACCGCAACAAAUCCCUGCUCAAAGGAGCUUUCAAUUUACAUUUUAAGCAUGGGGUGGGGGAAAAGGCAAUGGAAGGCAGUAGGGAAGGGAGAUGCAAAAGUGGCAAGACAUGAGCAAACACAGUUAUAACUGAAUGAUUGCUGCUGCUGCACUUUGAACAAAAGCAAAGGUAGAUUUUGGAAAAAUAGAGUGUUGUCUGGUGAAGGGGUCCACAGGGCAAAGAAGGUCACUGUUGAGAACUCCAGAUGAGCAACUUUUGACAACAAAAGCUAGAAGUGGACUGAGGCCGCCUGAGUCGCAGCUUCCAUUCCAUCUCUCUCCAUAUGAAUAUCCAUUUGUUUUCCCAUCUGAGAGAGGACAACCCCUCAAAAUGCUGAAGCUAUUGUAUUCACUUGCCACUUCAGAAGCAAGUGCCAUGGACUGACUGGAUGCAGAGCAGUGGUGAGAGGCACCAGCUGAGGAACCCCAAAGGGAAGGCGGCUCAGAGCCAGGGGAUUGGUGGUGGGACGGCGAUGAGUAGUCAGUGGGAGAAAAAGGAGCAGACUGGGAGGAGGAGGAGGAGGUGUCGGAAGCAGGGUUAGGGAGCAGGAAGAGCCUGUGGCAGAGAACAGUCCAGUAUCGGAGGCAGAAGCAGGGGCAGGGCGCCAAGAGGCAGAGUGGAGGCAGGCCUCUGAAGAAGCCAGGGAGUUUCCCCCUCCUGCUGUGACCAGCUCCCCUCCCCCUGGGAAUGGGGGAAUGGAGAAGGUGGAGCAAAGAGAGAUAAGACAAAGGAGCCUUAGGCUACUGGGGAAGGAACCAGGGGAGGAAGCUUAGAGAGCUGUGGGAGGGCAGGGACAUUCAGUCCUGACAACUGCCUCAGUGGGGCAAGUCCUACUGGGAAGUGUUGCUGCGAUCACUCGGUCUGUGUGAUUUUGGUUUCUUUGAAUAAAGAGUUGACUUCACUGAUACCAGAUGUUUUAUUGCUGAGCUGCCUCUGACUUUGGCUCCUGACAGCAAGGCAUCAUGGGAGAGAUGAGAAUUAAGGGAUGGUUGUGAGUAGUUGGACUUGACAUUCCAACAUAUACUAAGUGAAAAACAUAUAGGCUUAUAUCAGUCUAGUUAUAUAUAUAUCUUUCCUGCUACCACCACAAAUGCAUGCCCGUCUGCCACUAAGAAUCCUUCCUAACAACCCAAGUGUGUGUAGAACUCCUGCUUUUAUCCAUUCUGUUGCAAAUGUGGCUUGUCCUUUUUGUCAUUUCAUUCCCGGCUGCCACAAAUGCCUCCUCUUGCUGUAAAUGAAGUGUGAUUUAAGUGUGUGAAUGAAGAAUUUCUGUAGUGCUUUCCACUACCUAUAUGAAGUAGAUUCACAUCCAUCAUUUUACUCAAAUUAUGGGGAAAGUCCUAUUUUCAGACUUUUAAAGGUGGACUCUGUGGGACUAUCACUAGGGACUGGUUGAUUAAUAGGUAUGGGCUGGUUGAUUAAUAGGUAUGGGCUUAUUUUAAUCAAUAAGGGUGAAUUUUAAUUGGCUGGGUUGUUUUGGUUCUUGUGUGUCACCACAACAGAGAAUUUCAAUGAAAUGAUGAAAGAUGGCCUAUCUUCCUAACACUGAGUUUAGCAUCCUUCAGGAUCUCUAAAAAGCACCUAUAUUGAGGUUUUGGUGAAGAAACUUAAAGCAAUGAAUUAACCAAUUCAUUGGCUUAAAGGCAUUCAAUUAAUCAACUACACUUCUUUAAUUGGCGGAAGCCCUAACAGCUGAGCAGAGGUUCACAUAUAUAUAACCAAGGUCUACAUUCUUUGAUUGGAUAAGUACCGUAUUUUUUGCACCAUAACACUCACUUUUUUCCUCCUAGAAAGUAAGGGGAAAUGUCUGUGCGUGUUAUGGAGGGAAUGCCUACGGGUGGCAUGCCUACGGAUUUUCCUCCUCUAAAAACUACGUGCGUGUUAUGGUCGGGUGCGUGUUAUAGAGCGAAAAAUACGGUAUUUAUAUUCAAACUGAAAGGGAUUUCCAGUAAGGCUGUGUACAUGGGGGCAUUAUCUUGCAGAUGGGUCAUUCAGAUCCAUUUUUUAAUGUAUGUGCGAAGAGCACAUUAGGGUCCGCACACUUAUGUGUUUUCACUCAACACAUUAAUUGCAUAUUCUGCUGCUUUCCAUUCACACCAGUGAAUGCCCCCCUCCACCUCCUGCUCCUUGAUCACUCUCCCCUUCCUCUUCCUGUUAGCUUACAGGAGUAAACUGUAGUUGUUCUUUAAAUAAAUAUAUAUUACUUUUAAACAGAAUUGCAAAAGAUCCGUAACAUUAAAAACAAACUGUAGCUACUUGGUGAUCUGAGUUGGGUUUAUGUGUGUGCCGGGCUUUCUGCAAAUUAAGAUAAUUUCUCUCUCCCAGCCUUCGCCAACUGAUGUCCAACUUCAGCUUCAUUAACCUUAGGAUUUAGUCAUGUUCAUGAGACGAAGGAGGGGAAUUAAAAUCAGCCCUGAAUCUUGCUGUUUUUUUUCAAAUCUCUCCAAAAGUCUCCUGCGGCAUUGGAGAGGCUUGCUGGAGUAAGUUAGUGUCUGUCUUUUGGAGAUAUUUGGGGGAGAAUGAUGAAAAGAGGCUGGACUGAUGAGAUUCCUUUCCCUUUUUCAGCAACAUAAUUGGAUUCCAAGGUGCUUUAAGCUGAAGUUGGACAUCAGUUCGAGAAGGCUGUGAGAGAGGAAUUACUUUAAUCUACAGAAAGUCUGGCACAUGUGUAACCCCUACAUUCAGAGCAUUAAGCAGCCCUAAGCAUUUGCUUUUAUUAUUACAGAAGUAGGAGUAUGGCAACAAAGGCCGCUUGUUGAAACAUCAGCACUGUGGUUGGGGAGAAAUUUGGUUGAGUUUGCAUUCAAGGGCAAAUCUAUCAAAUCUGUGCUGUCUGAAAAGUUUCUUGUUGGCUUCUGUCUGUAUCAAUAAAGUGGAGUGUACAUCUGGGGGUGAACUCAAAUAGCUGGAGAAUCACAGCACCUGCUGUGUCUGCAGAGACCGGUAUCUCAUAAUUGCUGCCUCCUAUGCUGUUUUUGCUGCGUUAGCAACACCAAACUGAUCUCUCUAGGGUACAAGCUUGAGCAGUGUGCUGCCCUGACGAGAAUACCCACCUCUUGGCCUCACUGAUGUGGUCCAAAGGAAAGCAGAGCAAUACAUUUGGCACCAACUUGGCUGCAGGAGCUGAUGGAAGGAGGCAAACAACGUGCCAUCCAAUCAUCUUAGGAACUCCACUCUUUACAAAAAAGUGUACAUUAGUCAAAACAGCAUACAAAAAUGUGUUUAUUAGCAGAAAACCGCACUUAAAUGCAAUGUUGAUAGACCACAGCUCUCAUCAGCUCUCAGCCAGCAUGACCAAUGGCCAGGGAUGAUUGGAAUUAUUCUCCAACCAGAGAGCCACAGGUUCUGCCACCCCUGCCCUUAAAGCUCUUUUGGCAGUUGCUGAAUUUCCUGGCUAAGUUAUCUGAGGCGUAAGGACCUUUCAGUCUCCGUCACCCCCUGGAGUGGGUAGAAGAAAGAGGAGACUUCUCUAUUAAUCAUAUUCAAUGCCUGAAACCUUUUAAAAAGCGGAGCUUGAAAACCUAUACACUGCUAUUUGAUUUUUUAAAAAUACCACCAGCACAAACCUGAACACAGCAGGGAAGAAAAGGUGCUGUACACAUCAGGUGUGCGCCUCCAAGAUAAGGCCCUCAUUUUUUUCUGCUGCUGUUUCAGAGCAUCUCUCUGAUUGCUGAGAAAUGGAUGAAAUAUGUGCAAAUGGAUUUUUUAAAAAGCAAACAUGUAUUUGUAAACACUUUGAAUGUCUGGUCUACAGGUUGCACUUUGAGGGGAAACAGAUUAAAAUGCUGUCAAAGCUUUCUCACUUCUAGGUUGCCAGUUCAGCUGGAGAGCCAUCUCAGAAAACAAGACCUUAUUGUCAUAAAACUGCUAAGCAGUCUGUUCCAGUAAUUCUCAAAUAUUUUCAAACCAUCACCUCUUGAGGCAUCGUGAAGGCCAGAAAGAUUAAUUGCAACCACUUUAAAUAACUGUUAGGAAAUAGGAUUACUGGGUUGUCCUCAAAAGUGUCAUGAUGUCUCUGCAUAUCCCCCCACCCCCAAGAUCACCUCAAGGUAAAACAUAUCUGCCUUCAACAGCCAAACGCUAACUGCAGGUCUUCCAUUUUACGUUGUAAUGAGUAACAACAGGCAGACUGAAUUAUUAUAAUAGUUGCCAUGUGUGGAAAAUUUUCCAGUGGAAAAUUAACUUCUUUUACCAGACACCAGUCCAAAGUGAUGUGAUUAUUAGAGUAUAACAUGGACAUUCCUAGUACAACAGAUAGGUAAAGGUAAAGGUACCCCUGCCCGUAUGGGCCAGUCUUGACAGACUCUAGGGUUGUGCACCCAUCUCACUUAAGAGGCCAGGGGCCAGCUGUCCGCAGACACUUCCGGGUCACGUGGCCAGCGUGACAAAGCUGCAUCUGGCGAGCCAGCGCAGCACACGGAAUGCUGUUUACCUUCCCGCUGGUAAGCGGUCCCUAUUUAUCUACUUGCACCUGGGGGUGCUUUCGAACUGCUAGGUUGGCAGGCGCUGGGACCGAACGACGGGAGCGCACCCCGCCGCGGGGAUUCGAACCGCCAACCUUAUGAUCGGCAAGUCCUAGGUGCUGAGGUUUUACCCACAGCGCCACCCGCGUCCCGAGUACAACAGAUAUUGAUAGCAAUAAGGGGCAAACUUUAUCUGAAAACAUACUAUUUGUCUUUUGUUUUUUAAUUUUGAAGUACUGUAUUGUUUUUAAUUUUUUCACUGGAGACAUUCAGUGUUUGCUUAGGCACAAGGGUGCUCAGAAUAAUAUAAGUAUGAUUAAUCCUCAAAGCAAAAUAAGAAUCUCGUGAAAUGUUUCCCAUGGCAUGUGUAUUUCUAUCCCUUUCCAUAACCCAAUAGCAUAAUCCCUAGCAGUGUAUUGAUGUUGUAAGAAGGCCAUGAGGUUGGCAGACUUACACUCAGGAGUCACUGUUUAUGGAAGCAAGUAGCUCAUUUAACCAGACAUUGGGGAAAUAAAGUGGUAGGGAGACGGUGUCACUCAGAUGAAUGCUGCUUGUUCUCUUCUGAUGACGCUGCUUCUGCAAAUAUUACAAGAUCUGGAAACCCUACAAAUACAAUGAUAACAUAAACAGAGGAGUUGUGGUGCCUUUUGUGAUCAGGUGAAGCGCUUGGGGAUGCUGCAGCUCCCGGUCCUCCUUUUUGAAGGGUAGGCUGAGAAGAAAACCCAAAAAUGCUAAAAGGGUUUUCAGGAAAUGGGUAACAGAAAUCAUUUUAUUGGGAAACAGAAACAGUGCUAUCGGUUGAAGGGUGAAAGAAAGGCACAAUAAUUUUCUGUAUAAUGUUGCUAGGGAGAGAAAUCAAAGGAGCAGAGCUGUUUCUGUUUGUUUAACUAUGGAUAUUCGCAGACACAUACUAAAUAAACUACUUCGUCAGAUAUUGUGCAAGUGGCACCUAAUAUGUCUCCUUUAAAAGAGACAGAAAAUAUCAAGGUACAGGCAGUGGGCAGGGAAUGAGAACAUCCCAACUGAAAAUACUGAGGCAGUUACCACUACUCUGCAACUUCAGCGAUGGCAGAAGCUUGAUAUAGAUAAAAAGCAAAACCUCUAUCAGAUGAAUUAAAACUUGAGCUGCUCACGCAAUGCUGGACCCCUAGAGCAAGUUAUGACCAAGCGUGAUAGUACAGGUCCAAAAGCAUUUCCCCAUGCAUGACUAUACUGUAUAAAUAUUCUUAGUUAGCACUCUGCUGUUUUGGUAUGGCAUUCUGUUUUUCCCCAGCCAGCAGCACAAGGGGUGCAAGUCACGUUCAUUGCCAAAAAUUGUACCAGGUACAAAGGCUUCAACGAAGCUGUGAGAAAGCACUCACAGAAAGAAUGACAGGGGUUCACCUCAAGAUUCUUCUAACUUCCUUUCUGCCGUGAACAGGAGAAAGGUUUCAAUUGAACAGUAAUUUAAUAAGUCAUAUGUAAGACUUGUAGAUGUCUCGUUCUUGGUCAGACACUGCCAGUUCAGACCCCAUGAGCAUAUAUGUGAAAUUAUUAUUAUUUGUGCCCCUGUUUGUCUUACUUUACAUUUGUUUGCAUUGAAUUGCAUUUGUUGUUACUUCCCAUUCACUCAGUUUGGAGAGGCCGUUUUGGAGCGCUUUGCAAUCUCUUUUCAUUUUAAUGAUGCCAAACAAUUUGGUAUCAUCAUCAAACUUGGCCACUUCACUGGCCACCCCUAACUCUAGGUUUUUUUAUGAACAAUUUAGAAAGCACAAGUUCCAAUACUGAUCCUUUGGGGAACUGUACUUUGUAUAUUCCGCCAUUGGAAAAACUGUCUUAUUUGGUCCUACUCUCUGCUUCCUGUUACUUAACCUACUGUAUUCCUGAUCCACAUCAGGGCAUUGCCCCUUAUUUCAUGACUACCCAGCCACAGUCCUGAUGGAAACCACUCCCAUGCUGCCAUUAGCAAUACCAAUGAAAGCUCCCAAUGGUGUCCCAUCUCCCUUCCCUAAAUCUUUAUUCACUGAUAAUCAGCCUUCACAUAAUAAUAAUGUUUUUUAGCUCUAUGGUCCAGUCUGGACAGGGCUGAUUUUUCAGUGCUCUAGUCAUGUUUUUAUCCUGUGCAAAACCUAUAGAUGCAAAAUGCCAAUACAGAAAUGAUCUGAGAGGAUUCCAAGAAACACAACACUUUUUGACAAAGGUCUGAUUAGGUUCUUUGUUGUGCAAGGUUUUAUUAUAUCUGUUAUUUAGUAUUGUAUUUAUGAUAACUUUGUAAUUUGUUUGUUGUUGUUUUCCAUUUCCAUAUUGUAAGGAAGCUGGUUUAGAAAUCCUUGAAACAAUCAAUCAAUCAAUCAAUCAAUCAAUCAAUGACCGCAUUAAGGAAAGAAGUGUGGCAGGCCCUCUGCUGUUUGUGGCAGACAGAGCAUACAAUAAAAUCAAGGAUGUACACAUAAGUAUACAAGUUGCUUGCAUGCUGGUGACUGGGCGUUAGAAGAAGAAGAAAAUAGUUGGUGAGGUUAAGUUUACCAUACCUCAAAGUCAGGCCAGUAUGAGUCUAUGUUACUUUUUCUUUCAUGGAUCAUAGUAUAGGAAAAAUGCAUUAGGCAACAUUUAUCUUUAUUGACCUCUUUAGUUCAUGUACAAGAAUAAUACUGAUACUGGUAUUCAGACAAAGCAAUAAAUGCCCAUUUUCCUACAAAGAGAUUGCCUCUACAUAAGUAAAACUUAAUUUAUGAAGUGCCCCUCAUGCUGAUAAGAUCAAUGGGUUUAUGUUGUUUUCAGGAAGAGUACUUGAUGCCUAAUGCUUCUGUUUCUUGUCAUUGUUUAGGAUACUGCUGGACAAGAAAGGUACAGGACAAUUACCACUGCCUAUUAUCGAGGAGCAAUGGGAUUUAUCCUUAUGUACGAUAUUACUUGUGAAGAGUCCUUCAAUGCUAUUCAGGACUGGUAGGAACAGAUAAUUGCUACAUUCUGUGAUAGUUUCAUUUUCCAGUUACCAUGCAAUCCACUCAGUGAUCAACUCACACCACAUCUUAUAAGAGGAAAGAAGGAAGCUCAAGAGCUUAACAAAACAUAAUCACAAUCAAAUUAUUAAUACUACUAUUAAUUACUCUGCCUGAGUCUAUAAAAAAUGCACACACACAAUUUAAAAAGUUCCUAGCCGAGUCCUGCAUUUCUUUACUCAUAAAUAGCUGCCAAUGAAUUUAGUAGAACUGAUACUGAGUAAAUAUGCACAAGAUUUCAGCCUUGUCCUCAAAGAUGCUCCAUUACCGCACAUCAGGACAGUUUUUCCGCCCUGGAACAAUUUUUCAGCCAAAUUAUUCUACUGAUGGCAUUAAUUGCCAAGCCUGAAGUUCAUUUCACAAUGUCAGUGAACAUCAGUCCUAUCUAAUGUUUAUUUAUGAGUUCACAGUGUCAUUCCAAUUAUGCAGAAAGCUUAUGUAUUACCAGAAGCUAUACAUCACUUUACCAUCUGUGUGACAGUACGUGGUCCAACCUUCAAACACUGCAACAACCUUUCCAGAAAAAAUAAUUCUCAUUCUAACCAUCUGAUUCUGAUCCAGUGUAGCUGAUUAGAUGUAAAGUUCAGAGGGAGAAGCAUGUCUUAUACCUCUGGUCAAAGAGCUUGGAACCAGCCAAGACUCCAGUUUACAGGAUUUCUCAAAUGACUAGCCCUUAUAGCAAAAUACAUUUGAAAGCACGUCAAAGUGCAAGCAGAUAAAUAGGUACCACUCUGGUGGGAAGGUAAACGGUGUUUCCGUGCACUGCUCUGGUUUGCCAGAAGCAGCUUAGUCAUGCUGGCCACAUGACCCAGAAGCUGUAUGCCGGCCCCCUGAGCCAGUAAAGCAAGAUGAGCAUUGCAACCCCAGAGUCGUCCAUGACUGGACCUAACGGUCAGGGGUACCUUUACCUUUACCUUUAAACAUCUUGAGCUAGGUUCCUUAAAGUACCUAAACAAAGCUGCAAUCCUAAUUAAUCUUACCUGGGAGUAAGACCCAUCAAAUUUCAUUAGACUUCUGGGGAAAUACAGAUGGGAUUGUGCUGUUAGACAUCAGUAGCCAGAUCAAAUGAGCUUGCCUUCUGUGCUAUCAUGCUAGUCAACUAAGAACAGCAGCAUUUGUCUUGCUCUCUGCCACCAGUGUAGCUGGCCAAGAGAUGCUGUAGCUGAUUUACACAUCUGUCAAAUGACACAAGUAAAAAUGGCAGAGAAUUCCAAUGCAGUUUGCAUUUAAAGACAAACGUAUCUAAUUUGCAUUUCAUAAAACAAUAUGCAAACUGAAACACAGCCAUCCUUCAGCCAAAAGGGAAAACGCAUAUACUAGGGGGAAGUGUGCAUAAAUAGGAACUAGGGGAAAAUAAGAUUUAAUUCAAUUAAAUAAAAGGAAAUUGCUUGCAAAUGUUGUAUUGCAAAAUUAUAUACAGUAUAUAAUGUACAUAUUAGGAAAAAUAUGCACUAAAAUACUGACAAUUUUUCAUGAGGACGUCCACUAAUAUAUGCAUUCGUAUGCAUACUUUACUGUACUAUAUGCAUUUUGCACAUAUAUAUAUAUGGUUGUAUUUCGGUUUGCGUAUUGCUUUGGAAGGUGCAGAUUUGGUUGAUUCACCUCCAAAUAUGAACUGAAUGAAAUUUGUUUCCCAUCCCUACCUGGGAAUAAGCCACAGUGACAAUGAGACAUAUAUAGGAUUACUGUUUUAAUGGUGUCAGUCAACUUUGACAGACAGUAGUACAUAUGCAUUACAGUAAGAAAACUUGACUAUUAGUCUAUUUCCCCAACUCUCUUCUAGCACCAAAAAAAAAGCCAGUUCAAAUUAGUAAAAGUGUCCGCUUGCUGACAAACUGCUUUUCUUUUUUCCAUUAUAGGGUUGCCACAUUGUUUUAAAACUCCUCUGACUUUUAAAACACCUUUGUAUAUAAAGACAAAAAUUCAACAAGUGCAGCUUACCCCAUCAUGGAGAAGCAGAUGGUGAAAGUACACCCAUUGAAUUUCUGCCUGUCAGACAGCUGUUAAUGAUAUGGGAACCAGAAAAAAGUAGCAACUCUGUCUCUGUGACUGCCAGUAUAACACUUCCCAAGAAGCUGACAUCCUUUUCUCCUUUAAAUCACACCUCCUUGUUAUAAUUAUUCCACACAGCACAGUAGCAGCUCUAAUUAGAGCUAUGGCUUUCAUUAAAUGAGAAAUAUUUUUCUUGUAGUUCAGUUGUACUAUGUCAAUUAAGAUGAAGUGAUCACUGCCCUCUCUAAUGCAUGCAGACAGAGUCAAACCUUCCCCAUUAGUCGGCGUAAUAGGAUCACUCUGGGUCAGAAAUAUACCGUGCAACAUUAUUUGAAGCCUAUGCCUAUGUAAUCUACAAAACAGUAUGGCUUAUAAUCGAAUUCGAGACAUUUUAGGGUGGAUUUUGUUUACUGUGUCUCCAUCAUGUGACAAUGGGGGGAGGUAGGGAGGAGAAAUUUCUGCAGUAGAGAAGUAGGCUCUACCAUUUCAAUUGAAAUGUAAUAUUAAGGGCCAGUCUAUGCUGCACUGCUGUAUACACUUCUCAGGAGAUAAAUCCCAUUGAAUUCAGUGGGAUUUGCCAUUGAGUAGAUAUGAAUAGCGGAUGCGGGUGGCGCUGUGGGUAAAACCUCAGCGCCUAGGACUUGCCGAUCGCAUGGUCGGCGGUUCGAAUCCCCGCAGCGGGGUGCGCUCCCGUCGUUCGGUCCCAGCGCCUGCCAACCUAGCAGUUCGAAAGCACCCCCGGGUGCAAGUAGAUAAAUAGGGACCGCUUACCAGUGGGAAGGUAAACGGCGUUCCGUGUGCUGCGCUGCCUCGCCAGAUGCAGCUUGUCACGCUGGCCACGUGACCCGGAAGUGUCUGCGGACAGCGCUGGCUCCCGGCCUCUAGAGUGAGAUGAGUGCACAACCCUAGAGUCUGUCAAGACUGGCCCGUACGGGCAGGGGUACCUUUACCUUUAGAUAUGAAUAGGACUGUGCUGUUAUUAGAGGUGGAGGAGGGAAUUCAGUUCAGAUUGCAUUUAAAGGCAAACCCACCUAAUUUGCACUUUCAAAAACAACAUGCAGACCAAAACAUAGCCAUCCUUCAAACUGCACAAGAUAUGGGGAAGUGAUUAUUUAAAAAUAAAAGCAAAAUCCUGCAAGGUGAAAAUGAGUCUGAGGCUAAAGCAUCCUGAAUGUUUAUAGGACACACACUUCACAAGUAGCACCUCUUGCUAUAUAAAGUUAAAAUGUGUGCAGUCAGUUUUCAAGAUGCGCCAAACAUCGCGGUUUCUUCCAGAGCCAGAAAAGCACAUGAUACAAAUGAAUAAUGGCAAAGGCCAAAUUCAUUUCUCAGUUUCAUCAUCUUGUCAUUCUGUGGAAGUGACUUGAGAUUGUUCAGGCAAGGGCAACUAUUGCUCGCAGCUUAUUUCUCCUCUCUCAAGUGCCAGCUUCCUUUCCUUGGCUGACAAUGCAGCGCUCUUGUCUCCACAUGUACAAGAUUUUGUAAAGAGAUGGUUGCAAAUCCCAGAAGGAACAGAAGGCUGGCUGACACCUAAGGCAGUGGGGAUAAAUAAAUAAAUAAAAUCUAAAAACACUUCACUAACCAAAAGCCAGCAGGGGACCUAUCAAACCAACUUUGAAAACAUAGCAUUCUAAGUAACUUCGGAAAACAGCUACACAUUUUGCCUAUACAGUAUAUAAGAAAAUAUUCUGCAAGCUAUUUGAGAGAACUCACACAGUUUGCUAUCUCCUGUGAUGUGAGCUUUUUAAUGGCUUUGUAAGAGAUUGCCAUAUGUCCUUGAAGAAAUCUGUCGUUUCAGAGCUAAAACAUUAAAAGCCUGUAAAUUAGCUGGUGCACUCUUGUAUGAUUUAACUUAAUUUGUUUCUGAGAAAUCAGGGGAGCACACUUUGAGAAAAAUAAGGGAUGGAAAUUUUAAGCCAUUAUGAAGCAAAACAUUUCUUUUGAAAUGACUAUUGUAUUGAAGACAGGGGUUUUUUUUUAUUGGAGGCAAGUGGCUUGCAUACAAUUUUAUGGGUUAACACCUUGGAUGGAAUGUGUGAUGGUGCCGAAAUAAAAAACAAAGCAUGCUAUAGCUGAUGUGUUAAACCAGAUUGGAAUCAGAAAAGAGAAACAAAAGCAGUAUUAUCUAUACAGGUAUAUAAAGUAUUGCUUUUUGAAUGGCAAAUAGAGCUUCUACAGCAGAGUGGCAGAUCAUAUAAUUGUAGAGCUAGAAGGGACUCUGAGGGCCAUAUAGUCCAACCCCUGCAGUGCAGAAAUCUCAGCUAAAUGACAGGUGGCCAUCCAACCUCUGCUUAAAAACCUCCUUAGUUGGAAUCUCCGUUCUUGAAUGCAUUGGUCCAGGUGCUAGCCUCCAGAACAGAAUAAAACAAGCUUGCUCCAUCCUCCAUGUGGCAACCCUUAAGAUAUCUGAAGAUGGCUAUCAUAACUUCUCUCCGUCUCUUCUUUACCAGGCUAAACAUAUCCAACUCCCUCAGCCAUUCCUCAUAAGGCUUGCCCUCCUCUGCACACAUCCCAGCUUGUCAAUAUCCUUCUUAAAUUGUGGUGCCCAGAACUGGACAGAGUAUUCCAGGUGCCGUCUAAUCAAGGCAGAAUAGAGCAGGACUGUUACUUCCCUUGAUCAGGACACUAUACUUCUGUUGAUGCAGCUUAGAAUAGCAUUAGCCUUUUUUUUGCUGCUGCAUCACACCAUUGACCCAUGUUAAGCUUGUGGUCUACUCAGGGGUGGAGGAAAGGGGAUGCGGUGGGUGCGGACCACCCCGGGUGUCACCACUGAGGCGGUGACAAAAUGCCGGGCAGCACUCACCACGGGGCCUGCAGUGCGUCCAAGCCACGUGUCACUCCUGGGAGAGACGCGGUGGCUUGGGCGCGUGCAGGCUCCACACUGCCCAAACGGUCCACUCGCUGCUCCCCACCAGUUGUAGACAGCUGAGUGGGAGGAAGCAAGCAUAGCUAUGUGUGAAGAACAGUGUGUGCAUAGGAAGAAUGGCAGGCACAACACCUGUGUUUGUGUGUGCAGAAUGGUGGGUACAGUAACGGCUCCAGCGUUCUCAAAACCCAGCAGACUGCCCAGAAAAUGAAUGGGACAGACAGGAAGUCAUGGGGAGGAAGCUCUGCCUUCCUCAGAGAAAUAAAACAGCAGCUGAUGGCAAGGGAAGGGAAGGGAAGGUUCUGAGCUGAGAAAAGAGACUGAAAAGGCACUUGAAAGAAAUGGAGAGUCAAUGCAUAAUGUUAUAAGGUUUGGGGGUCAGAGUCUGGGUGCAAGACACCCAUAAAUCCUGGUAUUAGUAAAAGUUAAAAUUAAUCAAGGUUUGAUUAAACUGAGCUAAACACUGAAACCACUGGAUUUGGUUUAUGCUAAAGAGCUAAGCCAGCUCAGCAGAGCUACAUAGGCUCCCAGCCCAACCUUUGAGUAGCAGAGCUUUAUAGUUCUUCCCAUAGACAGCAAUGAAGGCUGCUUUUACUGUUUAGGUGCCUGCAGUGUUGUUCUCCCAGGUUAUCACUGUUUUUACUUGCUCUUUCCCAUCAGUUUUGCACUGGUGAAGCAGGAAAGAGAGCUUAAUCAUAAUGUGAUUUCUUUGGACUGGGCAGCAGUCAUUCAUUCAGUUCCAUACUGAAUGAGCCUACCCAAGGUAUACAGAAGGGGAGGAUGAAUUGCAGUUUUCAAAUCAAAAGACAUACACGUGUGUGAGGAAUUCAAAACUUGUGAGGUUCUAUCAGUUUGGAUGCCAUUUUUAGGUCGUUCCCACAGCAUCCAUUCAGCUGGAACGUACCCAUUCAUUCAUUCAUUCAUUCAGUUCUUAAAGAGCAGACAUGGUAAGGAAGCAAUCCUAAGGAACCUCAGGUCUGGCCGAUGAGCCACAAUAUGCAGUGGAGGUGCCACUUCACAUGGAGAGACAGGUCUGUUGAUAGGUUGGCAUUUUGCCCCAGAGCCUCUCCCCACCCCCCCACUGUCAGCAUGGCAUCAGAAUGUUUGUGGGCAUAGAUGUACCUGCCCAUUAUAGAACCCGAAGAGAAUGUGGGCAUUGGUGUUCCUGCCCAUGAUAGAACCUGAAGAGCAUUCUGGAGGCAAGCUAGUGGUGGUCUUGAAUCUGUAGGAUCCUAACCCCCUCAUUUCUUCUAUAGGAUUAUGGCAGGGGGAGGGGAACACACCACAAAUAUUUGAUGUUAAUGACACUUUGCAGAUUGCUGAAAGUGCGAAGAUGAUCUUAGCAUUCUGGUUUGAAAACUAUCGCAGCUGGCUCUUUUUAGAUUAGCUGCCACAAAUUCCGUUCCGCAGCGGAGUUUAUUUAAGGUAAGCUUUGCCAUCCAUCACAGAGCAUCCUGCCUUGUGAAUAUUCAUGGACUGACUGACUGACUGACAUUGCUUUUGGUAUGAGAGGCAUGAUGUGGGCUGUCCAGAAGUCAUUAAACAUUGUCAGGAAUUAAUCGGAAGGUGGAGGUUGCUUCUGAAUCAGAAAUCAGGCUCCACAGGCAUAAUCCAUCAGCAGUCUUACUGGUGCAAGCUUUGUUGAAAUAAAUGGGAACAGGGAGAUACAGGGGGAUAGGGUUGCCAUAUUUCAAACAGUGAAAAAUUGCAAAAAAUAAGUAAAUGUUAUUUUUAUGGGGGGGGGGGGACAGCAAAAACGGCACUGCCAACAUCUCCCUACAGGGGAUAUGCUGAGUGGAUUGAGCUCCAUAUCACUGAGAGGGAUGUAUCCAAGAAUAACAUUAAAUACUAUUGAGGAAAUGUGUGCAUUAUGUGUUCGGAGACCACUGCUUAUAGCAGUAAGCAGCAUUUACCUAAACUAAAGAUUCAGGACAGACAAAAGUUCAUAAUGAAACUUUGACAUUCGCUCCUACAAGAUGUAGUGAUGACCACAAACCUGGAUGGCUUUAAAAGAGGAUAAAGCUAUUUCAUGCAGAACAGGCAUAGGCAAACUCAGUCCUCCAGAUGUUUUGGGACUACAACUCCCAUUGAAUUGAAAUACUUUAUUGUCACUUGUACAACUUGUAUACAGUGAGAUUACACAAGCACACCCCCCCACUCAGCUCUCUUAGUCUUGGUUCCCCUCAUUUACUGACAUCCACCCACCAAACCUGAAAGUCAGUUGCCCUGUUGUUAUCUUUUCAUUCAGCAGCCUAACAGCCCACGGAUAGAAGCUGUUCUUUACCCUGUUGGUGCGACUAAUCAUGCUUCUAUAUCUUCUGCCUGAGGGCAGGAGGUCAAGAAAGUGCUGGCCAGGGUGUGAAUCAUCCCUGAGAAUUUCCCUCACUCUCCUGAGGCAACAUUCGUCCGCUAUUUCAUCCAGUGGAUUCACGGGACAGCCCAUAAUAUCUUGUGCUGUAUUCACCACCCUCUGUAGGCACUUCCUAUCAGUUGAUGUCAAACCAGCAUACUACACCGUGAUGCAGUAUGAAAGGACACUUUCUAUUGUGGUCAGGGAUGAUAGGAGUUGUAGUCCCAAAACAUCUGGAGGGCCGAGUUUGCCUAUGCUUGAUGUAGAAGAAAUAAGGCUAUUGAUGGCUACUAACCACGGUGGCUAGUUUCUGCCUCCGCUGUCAGAAAUGAUAUACCUCUGUAUCCUAGUUGCUGGAUAUCACAAGUGGGAGAGCACUGAAGAUAGGAUAUUGCCCUCGUGGCCUGCUUGUGGGUUUCUCAUAACCAUCCAUUUGAACACUGUGAGUACAGGAUUCCUGGACCACAUGAGCUCUUCUGACGUUUUUAUGUUCUUAAGAUGAAAGGAACAUUUUUGACCAUAUGUUUAGGUAUGACUACAACAACUCAAGAUUCCUCCAAACUGUGAUAGAAUAUUCCACUGUAAUGCAAUAUAUUAGAAUUAUAUUGUUGUUGUUUAGUCGUGUCCAACUCUUCGUGACCCCAUGAACCAGAGCACGCCAGGCACUCCUGUCUUCCACUGCCUCCCGCAGUUUGGUCAGACUCAUGUUUGUAGCUUUGAGAACACUGUCCAACCAUCUCGUCCUCUGUCGUCCCCUUCUCCUUGUGCCCUCCAUCUUUCCCAACAUCAGGGUCUUUUCCAGGGAGUCUUCUCUUCUCAUGAGGAAUUAUAGAAUUAUAUAUAUAUGGUUAAUUGAUAGCAAUGAAUUUGGGAUGAAGAUGAUUCAUCAAUUUUAUAUCUCUUAGCUCCCCCUGCUGGAUUUGGGAUGCUUUGGUUUGUUUCUUUGGCCACAGAUGCAUUCCAAAGCCAAAACUGUGCUGAGAGGUGCUGCAUUUCUAUUUAAAUUAUAGCAAUUUUUUUCUAAAUUUGAAUUGAUACAUAUAAAUUAGCACAGACAAAUGUCAUUCAAAUAUUUGUCUUUUGCAGUCUCUUUUGGUGAUAAGAUUCCUCUCUUUUUUUGGAGAUGCAUAUGUAACCACCCUAAAAUUAUGUAGAAAUGUUGUUAAAUUAUUAACAUUUUUAAUUCAUUAAUCUUCAGAUUAGUUAGUUAAUUAAAGAUAUCCACAAGAUACCAAAAACUAGCGGAAAUUAACAGCUUCAAAAAUAAACAAGUGAGCCAUUAAUUUGGAACUUCAACUAAAAAUUGAAUUGGUUAAUAUACUAAACAAAAUUGCCAGAGCAAUUCUAACCAUCCUAUUGAAUUCAAUAGGGCUUCUUCCCAGGUAAGUGGGGUUAGGAUUGCAACCUAAUGAAAGCUUAUGAUUGUUUUAAAAAGGUGCAGCUUCAAGAUAUUUUCAUACAACCUAGGACAAAUCCUUGAAACUGAUCUAGAAAGCACUGAUGCUACUGUGACUGACCUAUAAACUCCAAAUUCCCAGAAACACAAAUUAAAAUGAACGGGAUCAAUAAGUAGUCACUGGCAAGCUAUAAUGCAUUUGUGUGCGUAUGUGUGAACAAAACAUGGAAUAUUAGGCACAUCUGGGAGCUCUGAUCUAGUUUCAGCUGAAGAGGGACAGCACCAUACUUUGAAAAAUCUUACAAGAAAAGCUGAACAUCUGAGUUCAAUAUACAGGCUACUUUUAUUAAUAAUUAUAAGCUUUCCUAACUAAACCUUCAGGUUCAGAACUGGAACUGUCAGAAGCCAGCAGCUCAGCUGAAGGCUGAGUAUAUCUUUUUUCAAAGCACACAUUUCCAUAUUAUAUUCCUCAAAACAGGGAUCAGCAAACACACCAGUGGUGUGCUGUGAAAUUUUUCAUAGGGGAACAGUUAGUAUCAGAGGCACCAGCUUGCGAGGGCCAUGGAGGGGGGUGUCACACACACGAGCCUCUGGCCCUAAGCCCAGCAGAAGUUUCCCAGGCUUUGGGAAGGAGGCACCAGGCUUUAAUACUUUAAUUUAGCGAGAUCAUUGAAGGGACCAGCAUAGUCCCCCUGGUCCACUUGACUGCACACCACUGAAAUGCACAAAGGUUUUGGCUAAAAAAUUUCAUUGAAAUUCCUAAACUGGGACGAUUGCAUUGCUUUUGCAAAAUCAACAAUAUGUUAACUGUCAAUAUUGUAUUUGUGUUUUGUCAUUUGGGAGUGGAGGUUUAGUGCAUUCACAUUGUGACACAUUAUUGGCUACUACUCUCACCGCAAAUCCUUUCUUCUCCCACAGGGCUACUCAAAUAAAGACCUACUCCUGGGAUAAUGCCCAAGUCAUUCUGGUUGGAAACAAAUGUGACAUGGAGGAUGAGAGAAUCGUUCCUUUUGAAAAGGGAAAACAUCUGGCUGAUCAGUUGGGUACAUGUUAACAUUUUACUUUUUUUGAUCCCUUCUCCCUCCAGUUAUAAGCAGGGAUGGGAAACCAAUGGCCCUCCAGAUGUUGUUGGAUUCCAACUCCCAUUAGUCCCAGCCAGCAUGACCAAUGGUCAAGGAUGAUGGAAGUUGUAGUCCAGUAUCAUCUUGAGGGCUAGAUUCCAUAUCCCUUAGUUGCAUCCUAAUUGCAGCCUCAUCUACUUUCUCAGAUAAUUGGGUUAUAAUAUUUAUUUAUUAUUUAUGCAAUUUUAUUUUUUUAUUAAAUGAGUGUAACACCGUUUACCUCAAGAUCCCAGGGUGGUUAACAGCAUAAAAAUACAGAAUAAAAACACAAAAUACAGGAUAAAAACAAGAAGAACAAAAUAAACCAAUAACUCCCCUCCCACAAACACAUUUAAAAGGACAUAGAUUGUUAAUAAGCCCAUUGACUAUUCCUCUCUGUUUAGCCUACUGUCUCAGUUGCAGUGAAAGAUGUUGUCAAUGUUGAACUACAAUCCAACUGCAGGUCUAAUAGGCUUCUGUUAUGUGGAAUGGGGAGGGGCACCAUCUUGCCUUUUGCCUCAGCCAGUAAAAUGUCUUGGUCCAACCCUGCCUGCUACCCAAGUGAACUGAGUUGAACUGUAAGCUGAAUGUCCCAUUUGGUCACAGCUGAACUUUUUGCUUCCUAUCUUUUUUCCUUUGGGCACAUACUGGUAUGUCACUACUGUCGAGUUCUGUUAGCUGGAUGUUUGCUCCGAUUCCUGUGUGACUUGCUGUCUGUAUAUGUGUGAGUGUGCAGGAGAAGUGAGUUUUGUCAGGUUUCAAUCUGGUUUUGUAUAUCGACUGGCUGGAUAUUGGUAAUUCCAGUAUUCCUAGGGAGUGAAGAGUGCAGAAUGAGUUUUUUAAAAAAACAUACUGUGUUUUGCUGGCUUUCAAGUGUCAUGGCUGAGUGAUGGAGACUUAAUGGCUGUUUUGAGAUACGUCUUUGGGAGUGAUGGCAUCAUGAGAGACUGUGAGUGUGUGAAAGAGAGAAUUAAAUAAACUGUGGGAUAUGAAUGUUUGUGGGUGUUAUGAGUGAUGUGUGACCUCAUGCCCUAUUAUUUAUACUCUCAGUGUUGUCAAGAGAGCGGCUGAACGAGGGUCAACCAGAGAGCCUUAUGGCUCAGUGAGAGAGCCUCCACAGUCUUAGCCUGACACUCUAAUUACUGGGUGCUUUCAGACCGAGGUAUAAUGUUGCAAAGCUUUCAUUUAUAUACCACAAACAGGUCAUGGGCAAGAGGCUUUUUAAGGGAUUGUAUUUUCAGUGAAAAUGAUGAAUCUGGAUUCAGUUGAGGUGGGCAAGGCUGGCAUUUUGUGUAGGCACUGUGAAAAACUUGUAUGAAUGACCAGUACCAAUACUAAUAUAAAAACCUGUCUGGAAGCAUCAUUUAUCUUUCUGCUGCUACUAUUUGCAGCAGAUGCACAGCUUUGUUUGUCAAAUAGUUGGGAGCACUGGGAGCUGUUCUGAGCUUCACAGCAGUGAGGAUUAGAGGUACCCAGGCAUGCAUAAAAUAUAAUUUUCCUCAUUUAGCUUUUCAUUGGUUGGUGUGUUAACACUGAUUGUUCAUUUCAAACAGCUGGUCUGAUGAAGCAGCCCUUUUAAUAACUUUAUGAAAAUAUUUCAGUUAAGUCAUUCCAUUUUCCAUUCUUAGUAGUUGACAUACGAAUCAGCAUGACAUUCAACAUUCAAAUUACUAUGACAGUUAACACUGCUCAUAAUUUCUCAGCAGUGUAUUUUGUUCUGACUCUUCCUUAUAUACCUUCUCAGAUUUUUUAGAACAUCAAGAAGUACGUAUAUCAAACACCAGAUUAAGAGCAUUCCAAACAGCUCUGGAGUGUAAACAUUUGCUUUUUUUGUAAGAAGAGUUAUCAGUGUGUUUAUGGAAAUUCCUUAAUUCCUAAUUUUAUUCAAACCUCUCAUGUUGACCCAGUUCUCAACUCCCAAAUCUUCACCUCUGACAACACGGUUAAAAACAAAGGACCACAAUAAAACUUUAUUCCUAAUUUUAGCUGGUUCCUGUCUAUGACUUUAUGAUUACCAAGCUGCUAUUAUCUACUGCUCUGCCUGUACCUGCAUCCAGACAUUAUAAAACAGCAAUAUUUUAAAAGUGUUUUGUAAGCUUUAAAUAUUGUUAGUAGUAGUUGUAGGCUUUUUUCUUCGUGGGCUUCAAUGCCUGAUUUAAGAUUUGUUUAUUUAAUAUGUGACUAGAGCUACGUAUUUAAUAUUUGAUGUGUUAAAAUUAUAAAAUAUGUUUUUUUUAAAAAUGGGACAAGGAAAAAAUGCAGUACAAUAGAAAAGAAUACAAUAGAAAAGAAUAAAAACAAACCCACCCCAAAAGCCUAUACAAUACAACACACAUCAACUAAAUCAGUCCACCUAACCUGAGGACCAUUUACAUACCCAAUGCUUUAUAAUAAUAAUAAUAAAUCCCCUUUACAGCUGCGCUACACUUAGGGCUUUUUUCAGCCGGAACUCACUGGAACUCAGUUCCGGCACCUCUCAGGUGGGUGCCAUUGCCAUUCUAAGAAUGAGGGUGGUGAUCAUGGAGAGUUCCGGCACUUCUUUUUCUAGAAAAAUAACACUGGCUACACUCAUAUGGUGCAAUAUCUUUCUGAACUUAAACUGAUUUUAUUUAUUUUAAAGACCAUAAACUAGAGAUUUAUACAGCAUCACUUUUAAUAAAACCUUCUUAUCUAUUCUGAACUUAGACACCUGUUUUUUUUAAAAAAAACAGACAAACCAAAAUGAACUGUUUAAUAUGACCAACAGAUAAUUUAAAGCCAGUUUAACAUGAGAAGCAGUUUUGGGAUAACCAGAUAUUGAUUUGUGUACUUUUUUCAAAAACAAAAAACAGGGUUCGAUUAUUUUGAAGCUAGCGCCAAGGAGAAUGUCAACGUGAGGCAGGUCUUUGAGCGCCUGGUGGACAUCAUCUGUGAAAAGAUGUCGGAGAGCAUGGAUUCGGAAGCUUCUAGGACAACUACUGCCGGGAAGAACGUGCGUCUCACAUACAGCCCCCCUCCGUUGCAGCAGAAGUGCUCCUGUUAAUGCCUCAAAAUCUCUAAGAAAGUUGUUGUUGCAGGAUAGGGGGCAGGUACAGUACAUCUUUUAAAAGAGAUGUUUCAGUGCUGGUGGAGCUGGAUAUGUUUGUCUGAUGUUUUGCAAAGUCUCUUUAUAUAUUUUAUACCAAAACAGUGCAAGCGCAGCUAGUGUUCCAGUGAAAAGUUAUGCUACGGUUUAAGUAGUUUAUAUAGUCUGUCACAUAUUUCUGUGUGGUUCUCAAUGUUACCAUUGUUUUGCCACCAGUCAGGUAAUCCUGACUCAAAAACACUUUAUUAGCAUCUGAUAGCUAGAGACCACUGUUAACUAUGGCACAAAAAAUUAAUUAAAAAAAGAAAGGACAGCAGUUUGAACUAUCUCACAAAAAGAUCUUCAGAAGGGAGAGGCAAUAUUGUUCUUUGUGUAAUUAACUGGUAUCUUUGCUUAAGAAGAAUUGCCCAGGAAAAGCUGUAGCUCAGUGGGAGAGCAUGCAGAAGGUCCUAGACUACAGGUAGGUAGCUGUGUUGGUCUGCCGUAGUCGAAACAAAAUAAACAAAUUCCUUCCAGUAGCACAAGGAAUUUGUUUAUUAUGUUUCAUUUGAACCAGUCAUUUUCAUUGAGGCAAAAACCACCAAGCUCAGUCACUCCAUACCACAGCAGCCACACCAUUCACAUGAGCAUGUGUCAAAAGGAAAGGGUGGUACUUUAGAGGGGCAUAUUGCCAGAAACACUGGGAACAAGUCGCUAGGGGUAUUUUUCCUAUAAAGCAGCAUUUGAAAAGCCUUGGUAUGUGCAUGGAAUUCUGGACAUGGUUUCAAUUAGACUGCAAGUACGACAGUGAUAGACAUCCAAGGCCAUUCAACGAGUUUAUGGCUUAAUUGCUCUACAGAUAAAUAUUCAGACUGUUUAAUUUUUUUGCACUUGUGGAAGUACAUUAGUUCCCAAGAAAAAAAAGACGUAUGUAACUGGGAAAAGGUUGAAAAAAAGAAUUCUGUGGCACUUUAAGGACUAACAAAUUUUGUAUAGCAAUUAGCUUUUGUGAACUAAAUUUCACUUAAUCAGAAUAUAUCAUUUAGGACCAUUCCUAUACUAUUUAAUAUUUUAAUAAUCAUAAACGGCAUGUAUUACAUGUGCACAUAAAAACUACUGAAAAUGACAAAGGCUACUAAAAUUGACACACUCUUAACUUUUCCUGCCAAUAUCCUCUACCUUCACUGAGGUCAGCUAAGCUCAGGAAGCAAUUUGUUGUAAUUGCAGGAUCAGGCAUUUGCCCUUGACAAUCUUGCAACUACCUUAAGAUUGCAAUCCCACAUAACUUGAUGGGACAUACUUCUGAGUGGACAUAUAAGAUUGCACUGUUAAUGUUCACACACAAACUCCACUUUGUCAUAGUAGGAAUAUGAACUGUGAUAGUAAGUCAAAAUAUGUUUAGUAGAGAGUUUGAAUUUGUAUUAAUUAUAAUGAGAAAGUUCUAUUUUCUUGCACAUUUGUGAUUUGGUGUUUAGCAGGCACUUUCUGUGUAGUGUUUGAAUGUACAUGUUCCUAAUUAUGAAAUCAUGACAAAAUAAAGCUGUUAUUUAGUCACCC